GCUUCCAAUAAAUGUGUAUCAACUUUGAGUUCCACAAAGGAAUUUGUCAUAAAAAAAUUAUAAUAAUAAAAGUUCACGCUCAUCUCUUAUAUAUAGACACACGGUUUACAGCCCCACAGACCUUUCACAUUGUGGACUUUGUCACUUCCAUUCGUUUUAAAUGUAGGAAAUGUUUAAAAGGGAGGGGCGGUGACGCCGUACGCGCCUGACGUCAUGGCGGUGCGUGCCAGCGUGGGUCCGCGUCUCCCUCUUCUCGUGCACACACCAAGAUGGCGGCCCUGGGUGGGCGGGGCCUGUGUUGCCACGUUGAGUCUGGACGUGGCCUGGGGGGAGGAGCGGCGCACGGAGCUGGGAGAAGCCGGGCAGGAAGGCCGGGGCAGGCAGCGAGCGAGCGAGCGAGCCGCACAACGUUGCAGUCCCGGGGCGAGCCGCACUCCCCAACGAUAAAGGCCGACCGCCAGCAGGAAGUUCCCGUCACUGUAGUGGGUUACGGCCAGCUGCUGUCACCCUGCAUGCCCCAGCCCCUCACUGGCCGUAUCGCUGCCACACACAGACACCGCUCGUAUUAAAUCCACAGACAGUCACUGCCUCCCCCGCCGAGGUGAGUCUCAUAACGUCCGCAGUCAGCGGGGCCGAAACGUAGAGCUCCCCUAGCUGUUAGAGAACUACAACUCCCUCAGUGCAUCAUGGGAGUUGUAGUUUUACAAAGCAGUUAUGGGCUAUUUAUUGUUGUGCUCUUCCUGUCUGAGAGGUUAGAAAGCCAUGGGCUGCGGGUGGGUGAGAGCUGGGUGCACACAGUGACUGCUCUACGGCUGGACACUCACUGGCAUCCCCUAAUAAUAAUAAUAAUAAUACAGCAUGGGGGGCUGGGAAGGAGCUCACUGCUCUGUCAGCAGGCAGAGAGAGCCCCAGCUCCUGCACGAUCACAGCUAUCACUAUGCCCUGACAGCCUUACAGCUGCUGGUGGUGGCAGUCCUGCUACAGCUGGAGAGCUAUCCUUUGGCACCCCUGUGCUAAUGGUCAGCUGAUCUCCUCCUGCUAAUGAGGAGAUAGAAAUACCCCCUCUGUCUCUGGAAGUUACAACUUCUGCAAUACCUCUUGCAAAAGAACAAUGUUGGUCAUCAAUGUCCUCCUUAUAUUAUACAGGGGAUUUCUUUUAAAUAAGAUUUGAACAACUCUGCUUUCCUAGAGGUCCUAAUGUGCAGGCUGUAUAUAUUUUAAAAAUGACUCUUAUAGACCUUUUGAUUGUUAGGACCUGGCCACCUCUUGUGCUGUAAUUAAACUUUGGAUUGUUGUAACUCCGUGUGUCUCUUGUUCACCCGUUGUUCAGCACUGCAGAAUAUGUUGGCACUUUUAUAUGUAAAAGUAAUAAUGGAUGAGUUUCAUACAGGCCUGACUGGUCACAUCAUUGUAUGAAUGGACUUUGGACUUGACAUCAGUGAGUGGUUGCAGUGAAUGCAUUAGUAUACGUUUGUAUCCACAGAACCUGAUGUUUAAAUGAAAUGUGCAGGUCUGUGCUCCCUUAAAGUGUUAUCCAAAUCUAAAUAAGGUUUUCCUGUUGAGUUUGUGCCAUCUGGCGGUCUGUAUAGUUGCAAGUCCAUUGAUAUCAGAUACAUUGCAGAGUGAACGUGUUAAUAUGGGUUAGAGAGGCCCCAAACAUGUCUUUGAGUAAUAAAGGAAUUUUCAGCAAUAUUGAUACACUUUUGAACCCAGAAUCCGCCCUGUUCCUUUUUCUUAUUGGUUAAUUAAUUGAGUAUCUGUGACCAAAUACCUCUAAAGUUCACAGAGACAUGGCAUUGAGUACACACGUCUAAUGCACAAGUAAUGUGCAGAACUACCAGUGCAUUUUUGAUGACAUCUGUUUGUCUGUUAAAAGGGUGAUUAUGGGAACUUUAUCUUUAAUGAAUGACACAAUUGUGGGUAAAAAGUUAUUCUGCUACAUGCAGCUUCAUGAUUUGCAAUUAUAUUUUCUCCCCUAUGAAUGAGUCUACUUAAUGUAUAUAUUAAUGCAUUUAUUUGACUACUUCCCUUUUGAAACAUCUUUAUAUAUUUUAUAUCAUUACAAGAGUCCAAGCAUUAAGCUCUGAUGUGCUUAGCCUUAUAAUUUUAUCUAAAGGGUUACUCCAAUCACCAUGACUACUUCAGUGUUUUGAAGUGGGCAUGGGACUUACAGUUUGACAUGCUGCACAUACAGAGACAUUUUUAGAUUGUUGCUAGUUGUGUAACUCCACCAUUGGUGGCAGCAUUAGCAAAAGCUAAUGUUGAUUCUGUGCGUAUUCUUUGCAGUCAUUCAUUGGCUGAGAAUGCCCAGCCAACGCUCCUAGCCAAUAAAUGACCAGUCGGAUUGAUAUCCUUCUUCUGCAGCUUUGCACAAGCCCGACACAUUACUUGAUAUCAGAGUAGCCUCAACUCACCCGAUGAGAUCAAGGUAAGAGGGCACACUGUUGCAAAAUGUUUUUGCCCCAUUAAUGAGGGAAUGGUACUAGGGUAGCAUCUUAACUUCUUCAGUGGUCUGUAGUGGCUGUGAUGUAGGGAUCGACCAAUAUUGGUAACCGAUAACUUAUCGGUAUUCUGUACAUUUACCAUUUAAAAAACGAUGUCUACACAAAUCUACUGUUAACUGAACAUGUUAUGGUGCCAGCUGUCUCAAAGUAAGCCAUUAAACAGUUUACAAUGGAUUGAUGCUUACCUUGCCUAUGUUAGGCUUUCACAAACGUUGGUCCAUACUUUGGCAUAAGCAGUAUCAAUUAUGUGCUGCAAUAAUGUGCAAAUGUGUUUGUGGUUUUGCUGCUUAGAGUAGCUCUUUUGGGCUGGUGUAAAGAGCUAAAUUACCCAUGAAGAUAAUAAGCUUUUUCUGAAGAGAUUAGAUUUACAACAUUUUGUGAAGGACUGUAAACUUGGGAAAAUUCUGAUGGGAUGAGGUGGCACAUUCCAUAUGAAUGGUGCGACCCAUGACAUAUCCUGUAGCUAGGAAUUAGAGUAGCAAGUGUGAACAAAGAGAAGAUUACUAACAGAGUGGGGUCACUUAAGGGUGUCAUUGCUGACAUUAUGUAUAAUGUUGCAGAUCCUUUUCAGCUCUACAAUCACACAUUCAAGGAAAGAAAAAAAAAUAUUUUGGGACAGAUGAUCACUUGGAUGACAAAAUUAUAUCACACAUUAUUUGCAGAUUCUUCACGUGGGACAUACAUUUCAGGGCCAAAACCCCUUUCUUAGUGCAAAUUCACAGCUACAGUGAUAAGACUGAAUGAAGAAAUGUGCAGCGCUAUCCUUGCACCAUAACCUAUUCAAGAAGCUUACAGGGUACUUCCAGUUUCACUUUAAAGUGUAUUACUUUGGGCACACCUAUUUAUUCAUGAGUUUUUUUUUUUCAUUUUGCUAAAUUUCAAAAUCCGAACUAUCUGCGCAAUUUGGAGGAUACAUUGCAGAAGUAUUUCACUAGAUUUUCUGUCCUGUAAUUCUAGUGUGGCAAAGGCCAUGUGUAUCUACCUUUAGCAACCCAUGCUGUAAUGUAGGAGCCUCCAGGAUAAUCUGGGUGAGUUCCAAUUUGGAAUACGUAAAGGAUCACUAUAGUGUCAGGAAAACAAAACGGUUUUCCUGACACUAUGGUGCCCUAAGGGUGCCCCCACCCUCAGGGUCCCCCUCUCGUGGUGCUGAAGGGGUUAAAACCCCUUCAGCAGCUUACCUUAAUCCAGCGCCGGGCUCCCUCAGCGCUGGUGAUCUCUCCUCCCUUGCCGACGUCAGCUCCCUAGUGGAGCGGAAAGGCAUGUGCGGCAAGUGCCCCACGCGCAUUCAAACAGUCCAUAAGGAAAGGAUUUCUCAAAGCUUUCCUAUGGACGUUAUGCACGUUGGAUGCAAAUUUAGCAUCCAGCAGCACAGAUGUGCCUCUAGCGGCUGUCAAGAAGACAGUCACUAGAGGUUGGAUUAACCCUGCUAUGUAAACAUAGCAGUUUCUCUGAAACUGCUAUGUAACAGCUGUAGGGUUAAAACCUGAGGGACCUGGUUCCCAGACCACUUCAUUGAGCUGAAGUGGUCUGGGUGACUAUAGUGUCCUUUUAAGAACAUGCUCAACUGGUCCUAAACUUUACUGCUAAAAAAUAAAUCACUUUAUUGAGUUCUCAAUUGGUUCUUGAGUUUCUUUCCCAAGUUAAUAUUUGCCCUCUGGCUACUCCACCUUUGGAAGCAUCAUUGGGUGUCAAUGGCCAGCCUGGAAUCUUGUUCCAGACUAGUUCAUGUACGUUCUGUGCAUAUUUCAUUGCACAAAUGUCAUUCACUGACUGAGAGCUAUAAGCUGUCACUCUCAUACAAUGGGUUUACCAGGGGACGACGGCCAAGGUACUCCUACCAUCAUAACCACUUCAGUGGGCUGUAGUGCAUGUAAAGAGUGGAGUAACCCUUUAACUUUCAUGUGGAUGUCUGGGAUGUGAGUGGAAGAAGAUGGGUCUAUUGCUGAACUCCUCUCUGGUAAUAGGAGAUCCUUGUGACCUCGAUUUACUUCAGUUUAUUUAUUUCCUUUAUAACAAUUUAACCUUUGACUGCUUGCUCAUCCACUGGAAGACUUAUGUAGUUUCACCUUCAAAAGCAAGACAAUUUAUUCUGUGAAUACGCCUUUAUUGAUGUUUUAUAAAUAUACUAGUAUUGUACUUUGUUUAGGAUAUGGGCCUAUUCUCUUCAGUUUUUUUAGCUGACCUUAAAGGAUCACUAUAGUGUUAAAACCACCAUCUAGACCCCCUGGACCCUUCAUGCCUCCAUAAAUAUAGUAAAAAUCUUACUGUAUUCAAGCCUGAAGCUGUAGAUCUGCAUGCAGUUUGCCUAAAAAAAACAAGCAGCCGCUGACAUCAUCAGAAGUGGUAGCCUGAUCUAAUCACAAUGCUUCUCCAAAAGCCUAAAGGUAAUGAUUCUACUCACCAGAACAAAUUCAAUAGGCUGUAGUUGUUCUGGUGACUAUAGUGUCCCUUUAAAUUGUUCCGAUUCAGAUAUGCACAUACUGUGCAAUUUACUUAUGAAUUGCUUUUAAUAUCUAAUUUGCUAAUCCAGAUAAUGUUAAGGUUCUAUUGAACCCUAAGAUAUUCAUUUCAGUGACUUGGGAAUGUUUUUUUUCCCUCUGCAUUCCAUUUUCCCCGAAUUUACCGGUUACAGAUAUAUAAAAUCAUAUAUUACCUUUACAUUUCCUACGUGUACUAAUUCUAUACCCUGGUUGUAACCAUUUAAAAUAAGGACACUAAGUAAACAAACUGGUGCCAUUAUACCUAAAAAUCAUUAAAUAGUUCCAUGGACGUGUACAAAUCAAGACAAUAUCAGUUUAGUUCAAAAAUAGAAGUUCUUGUGGCCUGUUUUGUGAUAAGGUUUGUAGUGACUCAUUCUACUUUGUUCUGAUACUUAAUUUAAAAGUUUGCAGGGGUCAAAGGACAAACCACCAUUCUAGUGUAGUUAUAUGCUAUGUGUUUGUACACCAUGGUUUGAUUUUAGAGCUAAAUUACAAAUAAUUCUGCAUUCUAAUAGUUUCUUUCACUAAAUUUUGUGAAGUAAGAAGCUGUGCCACACAUGCUUGCACUGUACAAUAUAGAAGCCUCAUAGAAAUUAUUAUAGCACUUUUUUUUGUCAAUUUGUAUUGAAAUAUAAUUAAAUGAUAAACUGUUUUUGUUGUUUGUGUUUAUUUAUUUUGAAUGGUUUGACUUCUUACAUAGGGUCUUCCAGGUGUCACUCUCCACCUCCACUAUCAACUUCAGACAGCCCUGCAGUGCAGAAUUUGUCCUCAUAGGACCUUUCAGUUCUCUUCUAAAAGAAGUGGUCAUCGAUGUUGAAGUAACCCUUAAAUCUUUUCCAAGCAGCUUAACCCUAAGGUCACUGGCCACCCACAGUUAGCCCUUACUGGAUGGCUAAGGCAGAGACCACAUACUUCCUUCUGCCCAUACCAAUUCAUACCAGCAAUGGGUGUUGUGAUGGGCAAAGUCAUCAUCUGACAUGCACAGCCAAUCACAGUCAUACAUUAAAGGAUCACUAUAGGGUCAAGAACACAAACAUGUAUUCCUGACCCUAUAGUGCUAAACCCACCCUUUAGGUGGCUUGCCCCCCCCCAGCUCCCUUAUAAAAGUUUAAAACUCAUCUAGCUCUGCCCCCUUUGUGACAUCAUCAAAAUGAUCGGGAAAGCAUUGGAUAAAUCAGCACCGGGGUGGGGCCAAAUGCAGUUUUGGUCAAUCAGGACGUCCUCAUAGAGAUGCAUUGAGAAAAAAAAAAAAAGUCAGUGUUUUUACAUGAAAAUGCCUGAAGGGUGCUAUUAUACUCACCAGAACAACUACAUUAAGCUGACUAUAGUGACUAUAGUGUCCCUUUAAUGCUAAUGCUUUCUCAUUAGCCAAAGCAGCUUAGAGGAAGUGGAAAGUUGGAGACAAUUGUUUAGCAUUAACAGAUUAAAAAUGUUUAACAUUGUAUACAGGGAUGGCACCAGGGUACUCCAAAAAAUCUAUAACCACUUCAAUGAAAUUAAGCAGUUUUGGUCCCUUUUUAAUGUUAAGAUAAGUAACCUUUAUAACAAGGCUAUUCCUGUACAUACGUUUCUGAGCAGGCACAAAAACAAGCUUUUCUUUAAUACUUACAUCACUACAAACUAUGAAUUUAACUUUGAUUUAUCUACUAAUGACUCCUCUUACAAAAUAACCCACUAAUUUCACUGUAGAAGGAGUUCUCCAUGCUUACUGUGUCACAGUGAGCAACUGGUGAACUCUAGGCAGCGGAAAUCUAAAAGCAAGAUAGUGAGGCACAUCUUUAUAUCUAUAUCUCCUAAAUACUUUCCUGAAUAUAAUUUACUUACUCAUGACUCAAAAUUAAGCCCUGCAACAUACAUUUUCUAUUAACAUCCCCAGCUGAUGAAGACAUCUGGUCGCUCUAUGCUUUUGUUUAUAAUGAUCCGUCUUUUCUGAAAUCCUGUCAGACAUAUCAGUGACUAUAACAACUAGAGUAAUGCAAUCUAAAUACAAUUGGUGAUGCAUGUCUUGAUCAGGCUGAGAAUAAAAAAAAAAAAACUGCUCCUCUGUGAGAUAUCAGAGUGAUGGAUAAUUGAGGUGGAAAAUCCUCGUCUGCUGCUAAAUAGCUGAAAGCUUGGUGUAACCACAAGUGUACAUACUGGUGCCAAUUUGCACAAUAAAAAUAAAUAAAUCAUAGGAAUACCAAGAAAUGUAGUGCAGAAAAUACAAUUACUUGCUCUUCAUAUCCCUGUUUUAUAUUGUGUAUGCAUUCUUGUAUUUGUUCCUAUUUCUGUUAGUUAGUAUUUCCAUCAGUUGCCUUGUAUUCUCCAUUAAAAAUAAAAAAAAUAAUGGUAGCAUUCACUGUCAACUGUGAAUUUGGACAUAAAAACAAAACACUGUGUUGUGGGUGUGCCUGCUUUAGAAGAAGAGAUUCUAAUCUCAUAAACCACUCCACAGCAUGGGAGCAGAUCCAUUCAUCACUUGCUCUGUAAACUGAUAAGAGCUGCUGUAUGUGUUAGGUUGCCUGUAUUGGUGAUCACUGCUUAUGUGUUGCCCCAUUUCAGAGCCAAGCGGUUCUUCCUGCCCUCGACAGCCCCGCUGUCUCCGUCCCAUUUCAUAACGUACCGACUUCAUGGUGUUGCUGGCAGGGAAUUGUGUCACUAUAGAUGUCCCUUCAUGUAUUAAUGGCAUAGCUAGACAAUGAAAGCCAUGCACACAUAAGUAGGUUGUAAUUCCUGUUUUGGUCCUAGUAACGUGUUUAUACUGUCUCUUGCAGUUUUCUGGUUUUGACUCUGCUAUCCUUGACAACUCAAGGCUUUGUUACUCUACCUGAUUUCUUGCUUUCCUUUUACCUGGUAUUUCUCAGACUAUUCUCAUAUUACUUGUAUGUGAAACCUGAUCAUACUAUGGACCAAUACUAUGUUUAAAAGGCUCUUUGUUUAGUUUUGGUGGAUUCCUGUUUUGCUUUUUGGGGUGAUUACCGAGACAUUAUAACAGGGCCUGCAUCUGUGAAUCCCCAUUUAGCUACAUGUUGGCUACAAUCUCUAUUUUACAUUGAAUACACUAUGUACCUUUUGAUUCCUUGAUUCAUUGUUUCGUUUGUCCACCUUUUCUUUUUUGGUUGUAUCUGUUUAACGUUUGUAAAGCGUAAUGUGAAAGUUCUAGUAACAUUUUUCAGAUAUGAAGUGCUCCCCACAACUUCCUGAUUUCAACAUCAGCUUUAAAACAAGAUAGCAAAAGUCUAUCAUCCUCCAGAAUAUAGCUAUAUAGAGGACCAACACCACUACACAGCACUCUGUAAAAUGCAUUGAGACAAUGCUUUCCUAUGGGGAAGGCCUAACACGCUCACUGCAUAUGCGCAUUAGGUCCCCCCAUAGGAUGACGUUGGAGGAGGUCAACUGCUACCCUCGGCACUGGAAUCUGGUAAAUGAAUAAAGGGUUAUUUAACUCUUUACAAUGUAGACUGCAGUGUUAGAAAUACAGAAAUGUGUUCCUCCAAUAUCAAUCUCCUGAUGGUGGAUCUGAGAUUUGCAAAUGUUGCAUCAGUUAAACAUAUGCAUCAUGGCUACAGAUCUCUGUUUAGUGUAUUGUGCAGGUUGUUGCUUUUAAAAUUGUCAAAUUGUAUUGUCCAUAAACUUGUAAUAUUACAGUAAUAUGGAACAAUUGUUCAUCAACAAAAACAUUGUCCUUUUUGACAUUCUUCUGGGCACAUUUGUGUCCUGUAAAAUAACCAUAGAGACCGUUCACCAUUUGUGGAGCCCCAAGCAUUAUUGGUAAGACUCGAGGUUGUAUAUGGAAAUAUUAAUUUAAACAAAGUACUCACGUGAUUAUUUACUACUCCAAGAUGGAAGGAGCAGCUGCCUUAGUCUCUGCUCCACCUUAAAUGAUAUGCAUGGCAUCCCACAAUUCUUGUGUGGUACCCUAGAAAUUGUGGAGGACAUUACAGCUUGGAAAGAGAGGAGGUGGUAGCUGCAUGCUAAUGGACUCUAAGGCUUUAGUUUGACAGUUUUAAGGCUAACGAGUUAUGAAAUAAAUGGAAUAACAUUUCAUCUAUACAUUUGUAACAUUUCAAACUUGACAAACCAUUGCUUAUUUCUGCACACGUGAUAAUACUGUUUAUUUGAAAAUUUAGUUUUUUUUGUUAGCCUAUUUAAACAAAUGUAUUUAUUUAUUUUUACCCCUUUACACAGGAUGAAGCUUAAAGAAAUAGAUCGUACUGCUAUGCAGGCCUGGAGCCCCUCUCAACAUCACCCGAUAUACCUGGCAACAGGUAAAAAGUAUUUUAUUGCAGUUAUUGCAUUUACAGCUUCUAUUAAUAUCCGCUAUAUAUGACUGUAUAUGGUUAGGACUGCAUUCACGUUUUUAUAUACAUUUCCACUCCGACAGCCCAGGAUGUCACCAGUGAGAGAUAUGUUUGGUAAAUAGUCGUCUUAUGCAGAAACUUGUUUUGAUCAGUUUGUCAGAAUCACAUUCCUUUUCAACCACACUCGAAUGAACCGACCCGACCAGGAUUUACCCACAGAGUCUUAUUCAUUGAAUAUUCUAGGUGUUCGAAUAUCUGCUCUUUAGAUGUCACCGCUGUCUCUUGCUUCCUGAUAUGUGUUCACAACAAGCUGUCCCUUGCACUUCUUUCUAUUCUGAAUUUGCUCUCUUGCAAACAUAACGCUUGUGGGAGAGCUGCAUUACACUGAGACAAUUACAUGUAGUAAUGUGGCCUUAAAGGAACACUAUAGUGUUAGGAAUACAAAUAUGUAUUCCUAAUGUUCCAUGGCGAAUACAUGGUUAACCUUAAUAUAAUCCAGUGCUGGGCUCCCUCGGCACUGGUGACCUAUCCUCCGUUGACAUCAGCUGCCGAGUAAAGCCGCAUGCGCGCACGCAUUCAAACCCGCCCAUAGGAAAGCAUUACUCAAUGCUUUCCUAUGGGGGUCUUUUUUGACGCUGGAGGUUCGUGAGGACGUCCAGUGUCAAAUAAGUGCAAUUUACUCAGUGUAAAUCGCGGAAGCGCCUCUAGUGGCUGUCAGGGAGACAGCCACUAGAGGCUGGAUUAACCCUGCAGUGUAAACUUAAGUUUCCCUGAAACUGCUAUGUUUUCAGCUGCAGGGUUAAAACUAGGGGGUAAUAAAAAAAUACAGUAAGUUGUGUAGGCGCUUCAAAUAUUAAAUAAACCAAACCAAACAAAGUGAGUGUGAAAAAGGUGUAAUCCCUUAACACCUAAGAAACAAAGUGAAAGAAUAAAAGGAUUCACACACUCUAAAAAUUACUGUAUAUAGAUAUACCACCUAUAACAGAUAUGGGUAUAAUAAUUACACCUGUAAAACAAAUGAAAAGUACAUAGUGCUUUCCAUAUAAACAAAUACACAAUGUAUAAAGUAUAUGAGGAAUAAACUCACAAGGCUGGAGCCUAAUAGGCUCUGUGUAUAUCGCCCUUGGGUGCCUAUCCAGGCUCUCGAUAAACUUCUUGUGAAGAACUUGAAUUCCACGAAGAGAUAAAAAUGUGAAAUAUUUUUUAUGAAAUGUAUUAUUAAAAAAUAUAUAUCCAAUGGGGACAAAUAAGAGGCAGGUAUAAAUAAAUUAAGUAUAACACAGUAUCACACCGCAAAUCUGGCCAAGGAUAAAAGCAGUGAAAAUACUAAAAUGUAUAUACAAUAUAACAAUACCGCCAAACAAAAAAAAAAGUCCAAAAUGUGGCAAACGCGUUUCAGCCCUCAAUGGGGCUUUCCUCAGUACUGUAGUCUUGGGAUAACUUCAGGGUUUAAAUACUCCCUGGAUGCGCAAUUUUUCAAGCUAAAACACUGCACAUACAGAAUCCUACUACCAUGACCACUUCUAAAAGUGAUAAUGGUGGUUGGAGUAACCCUUUAAGCAUUGCCAAUAUCGCUUAAUUUCCUCAUAACUAUGCUCGUUUGUAGAGUUUCUGGUCUUAACCUAAAGUUUUUCUUGCCCUGGCAGGUUCCAUGUACCUCUUACACUUCACUCUAUGCUCACUCGCACGUACUAUACCAACAGAGGUUUCUGCUCUGCUUCAGUCCUCCAGUCCACCACUUGUUCCCUUGAUCCUAUGCUUUCACAUCUCACUUGCGCUUUGUCUUCUUCUCUUGCUCUGCCCUUCACUAAAAUAUUCAAUCCGUACCUAUCCUUGGACAUAUUUCCUUCAUGAUUCAAGCAUGCAACCAUCACCCUGAUUUCUAAAAAAGCCUAACCUUUACCCUUACUCCAUAUUCAACUACCGCCUUAUCUCGCUUCUACGGUUUGUCUACAAUAGAGCUGUGCUGAUUUAAUCCAAUUCUCUGCUCGACCUGCUUCAGUCUGGAUUCUGCACUUGUAACUCAUUGCUGCUAAAUUCAGUGGUCGCUACUCUCUUCUAAUUCUCCUUGAUCUUUCUGUUGCUUUUGACACUUUUUUAAUCAUCAACAACUCUUUCUCCUCCUCCAUAAUCUGAAUUUCUGCUCUUUCCCUGUUCUCUUCCUAACUCCCCCAACGCUCUUUCAGUGUUUCUUUUUCUGACUCUUCCCUCUAUGUUGGAAUUCAACAAAGUUCUCUCCUUGGUCCCCCACUGUUCUCGAUCUGUUCUGCCUCCCUUGGUAAACUCAGGUGCUCUUUUGGCUUCCAAUAUCACUUAUACGCGGAUGACAAGCAAAUCUAUAUGUCCUCUCCUAAUCUGUCGCCAUCCCUCGUGUCUCUGACUGCCUCUCUACUAUUUCCUAUUGGAUGGCUGCUCAUUUUCUUAAACUUAACCUAUACAAAACAGAGCUGAGGUGAGGAUCGUCUUCCUAUAACUCCCAUGCCUCACCCCUCUGUCAAUCAUUACACUGGCUUCCUGUAAGAUUUAGGGCUCAAUUUAAAAAUCUCUACAUAAUACUGCUCCUACCUACCUAUCCUCACUAAUAUACUUGUAUGUACCAUCCAGGCCCCUGUUCUCUGCUGAAGUCUAUUAUCUGUUUGUCUGAUGCCCACCUUUACGAUUUCCUAGGAACUCCCUUCCCUGCUCUGUUAGACUCUUACUCAGUCUUGUUUCACUCAAACUAUCAUUUAAAACUCUUUUCCUUAGCAAACCCACCCUGCUUCCUCUCUUACAACUGUGUCAUCCAGUAAACUAACCCUUCACUGUAAAAUAUUCUAGUAACCUACUUUUUCCAAUACAUUAAAUCCAUCCUACCCUUACUUUUUGUGCAACUCUACUCCACUCCCUCUGGAAUGUGAGCUCAUCUGAGCAGAGCCCUCCACCCCUAUGUUCCUGUGCAGCCAGCUUGUCUUGUUGCAAUUACUUGUCUCUUAGUCCACCUAUUGUACAGGGCUGUGGAAUUUGUCGGUGCAUCAUAAUAAUAGAACAACAACAACACUGGGAAAUACCCAGAAUUUACAUGUGUACAGCUAAUCCCUGUCUGAAGAAAUAACAUUUAAGUCCUCCGGUCUGAGAGAAAGCACAAAUUAAAGCUUUUGUAGUGCAAUAUUUUUUAUUUAAACCGUUUCACACACUAUACUAUGUUGGUGCAAAAUGUUUCUGGGUGUCCUAUAGUGGCAUUUGUCAGUUUCAAAUGCCAUAUAUGCAGGUCUGAUAAGUCUAAAUGUAGAAAAUCACACUUCAAGUGUAAAUUGUGCUGAACAAACUCACAGUUGUGGCAGCGGACUACCCUGCUCUGGCCAGGCACAAAAUUGCUCAGCCUUGUGAAGCUAUUUUUUUUUUUUUUUUAAUUUAAAGCUACUUGCCCUUUAAUUUCAAUUGCAGCCAGCACACAAAUAGUACUUGACUUUUUACCAAGCAAAUGAUAAUUUGACGAUAACUAGCAAACGUGCAUCCUGCUGGAUGCAUUUGGUCUCUAGUCACUGUAAAAUCAGUGCUUUGUACAUAUCCUAUAUCCUCUGCCUUAUGUAUAAAAUGCACUGAUUUUCAACCAGACACCAUAUGCAUCCAGGUAAGAUAAAUUUGGUUUGGCUGACCAAAUUCUGAUCUGGAAUUGGCUUUAGUAAAUAUGAGAAUUGCAAUUCCAGUUCCAGUCCAUUUUCUUAAAAUUUUGUCCUUUUAGAGUUUAAUAAUUUUACUUUGAUUGAAUCUUUAUAAACAAAAAACUUGCAGAAUGUUGUACCGUUUCAUGCAUUUUAAUGAAUAUAUUGUUUGAUGCAAAAAGUAUGUAAAACUCAAGGACUUUUUGAGCCUUAUGCUCCUAUUAAUGAUCUAGCGGUGUGAUUUUAUUUUUUCUCCAUGUGUUUGUUAAAUAAUUACAAUUUCUUAAAAAUCUUUUAAAUUCAGGCACAUCUGCUCAGCAACUUGAUGCCUCCUUCAGCACUAAUGCAUCUCUUGAGAUCUUUGAAAUGGACCUGGCAGACCAUUCCUUGGACAUGAAGUCAUGUGCUACUUUCUCAAGCUCUCACAGGUAUUCAUUUAUUAUCAAAUCAUGCUUCAAGGGUUAAUCAACCAUUAUAACCACUACAUUGCGUUGUAGUAGUUAUAAUGUGAGAAGUAAUGAGAGGUCAUUCGCUGCUAAUGGGACAAACUGAUAUUUAAACACCGUUACCUGGUCCUGCCAGGAACCUGUUCUCCUGUGAAGCAGGGUUUACAAUAACUGGCUUCUGCAGACCUGCAAUAGCUGCAUACCUAUCCUGCCGCUCAUUCAUUAGUUGAGAAUGUCUGCUGACUGUUCUCGGCCAUUGAAUGAGUGCAUUGAAUUUUCCACAUUACUGACAUUAGCCAGCCUGUAACUCUUUUUCAGGACUGACAGAUGAUGCCCAUGAUACUGCACCUUCUGCGGCAGAGGGGUUAAGCUCACAGCGAAACAAUGUAUACACAGACUCUAGGCACCAUGAUCACAUGAUAGUGGUCACACUGUUCCUUGAAAAAACAUGUGUAUACUUGUUGUACUGCCAACAAAAGUGAUCAAUUCCACAGUACAAUGUGUAUAUGUGUUAAAUAAAUAUUAGGAACAAAGAGGGAAAGUAUAUGUAGGUACUUAUAUUCUCCUUGCCCUAAAGCAAUUUUCCUCAAGCCAACAUCAAACCAACUUGAUUUAGCAGUUACUGUAUUUACUUGUAUGUGUUUUGAAAGUGUAUGACUGUAUGAGUGUUAUGUGGUUGAUUAUAAAACCCACAGUUAAAAUAGGCACCCAGACCACUUCAGCUUAAUGGUAAGUUAAACCCCUUCCACCCUCUAGAGCCUGGCGGGAGGGGCACCCUGAGGGCGGGGGCACCAUCAGGGGACUAUAGUGCCAGGAAAACAAGUUUGUUUUCCUGGCACUAUAGUGGUCCUUUAAUGCUAACAUUUGUUCAUCAAUAGCACUGUCAACCAUGGUGUUUUUUUUAUUUUUUCUUCUUCUUUCAGGUACCAUAAGCUUAUUUGGGGUCCACACGGGAUGAAUUCAGAUGGCGAACUUUCUGGGGUCCUUAUUGCUGGGGGAGAGAAUGGAAACGUGAUUCUUUAUGACCCAGCUAAAAUCUUAGCAGGUGACAUUGAAGUUGUCAUUGCUCAACAAGAUAAACACAGUGGACCAGUGAGAGCCCUAGAUGUAAACUCUUUUCAGGUACGUUAUGUUGCAAAUUACUAGCAACUAUGUUUGGCGCUGCGUAGGUUAUGGUCCAAGGGAAUUUCCUGUCUCUGUAAGAACAACAAGUUGUUAUGGUGCUUGGAAUGUACUUUAAUAUAAAACACGUUUCUGCAUGUAAAGUUAGCAUUGACAAAUAUCUAUAUAUUGAUCAAAUAUCUAUAUAUUGAUCAAAUAUCUAAAUUUUAUAAGUAUGUCUCCAUCUUCAUUUAUUCCCCCUCUUUUUCUAUAAGUGACAGUACCGAGCUGCCAGUCAUAUUAUUAAAUGGGAACUGAACUUAAUAUUCUGUAUGUUUAACCCCUAUAAACUGCCAAUAUGUUUUUGUAAGUCCUCCACCUUGAUUCCCUGUCAGUCAUACUUAAUAAAUAUUGCCCUUUUCUUCCCUUGAAAAUAACAAUGUUUCUUCUCCAUAUUUGCAUGCUGUACAUGAACUGAUCUAAAUCUUUAAUAUAUAUUUUAAAAGGAAACGGAGCAUAAAAUGUUAACAUAAGUUACUUUUCCAUGUUUGAUUUUUUUUUUUUUUUGUGAUGUUAGAAUAUCUUCAGAAUUGACUAUUCCGCUUUAAGUUCAUUAUUUGGUUUUCAUUUUGCUACUAUUCCAUGUCAAGAAAAAGCAACCCUUAUUCUCAAAUAACCACUUUGGGAUUCUAGUUGAGCAAGAAUAAUGUUCCAGUUUUGCAAAACUGAUUUUCAGUUCACUGUUUAGAAUCUUAAAAUACUUUUUGCUAGUGUUUGUUAUUAACUGCCGCCACUCUUUACAGACAAAUCUUGUAGCCUCUGGUGCCAAUGAGUCAGAAAUCUAUAUUUGGGAUCUGAAUAAUUUCGCUGUACCAAUGACACCAGGUGCUAAGUCUCAGGUAAGUAAAGCUGUCUGCCUGUUUUUCUGAAAAAUAAUUUUUCUAUUAAAUAAAUAAAGACCAAUUGCAUCCUUUAUGGUGUAUUGUUAAAGUAAUAUUGGUAUGAUUUACUUCAGCCUCUGGAAGACAUCAGCUGUAUUGCGUGGAACAGGCAGGUGCAGCACAUUCUGGCUUCCACUAGUCCCAGUGGGAGAGCCACUGUCUGGGAUCUCAGGAAAAAUGAGCCAAUUCUCAAAGUCAGCGACCACAGUAACAGGGUAUGUAUGUUGAGCUGCACUACAGGGAAGAUAUUAUGUUUUUUUUUUUAUUUUGUCUGUCAUAAAUACAUGUACAUUUAUUUUUUCUUUUCAUCACAUGGUUUAAUCUAGAAAUUUAAUUGGAUAUAUAUAUGGGCCAGUUGUUUAUGGCAUUAUGGUAAUUUUUUUUUUUAAUCUAUCUGGGCAGAUGCAUUGUUCUGGCAUGGCUUGGCAUCCAGAUGUUGCCACCCAGAUGGUACUUUCUUCAGAAGAUGACCGGCUCCCUGUCAUUCAAAUGUGGGACCUGAGAUUUGCUUCUUCUCCUUUGCGUGUCAUGGAAAACCACACAAGGCAUGAACCUUCUUAUUCUCUUUAAAUUGUGAUUUUGUUCUAAUGGCUAAAUUAAUGUUUCUGAAAACUAGUGGUGUUUUUCUCUUGUGCUAAGUAGUCACUGAGCCUUGCGGGAAUUGUAGUUUACAAACAUCUGCUGUGCAUGCUUAGUUACUACUACACAGAAACAACUUAACCAGAAGGGGGUUAAUUGAUGUUUAUAGCAUUAUUCUCGCCUCUGUUAUCUAAAAUGUUUCUCUGCCUUGCUAUUGUAAAUGGGUAGUCAGUCGAUACUAUACUUCACAGGACUAUGAUAUUUUUGGCAGUUGGAAUUUCAAAUGUCUGAUUUAAGAAAUGCUCAGAGUUCUAAAUACAUAUUUUCCUUGGCUGUAUUGGCACAAUUGUUAAGCUUUUGUCUGUGUAAUUAUUAACUCGUGUUUAUAAAUGCAGGGGGAUUUUGGCCAUUGCUUGGAGUAUUGCAGAUCCAGAACUGCUGCUCAGUUGUGGGAAGGAUUCCAAGAUACUCUGCUCAAACCCCAAUACAGGAGAGGUAAGCAGAACCAGGGCAGUAUUGAUUAUGGUCUUUUUAUAGAGUACAUGCUCUUUCAUAACUUGCGUAGAUAUUUAUCACCGUGAAAUGAAACCGUAUUGUGAUAAGAUGAGAGCACGGUUGGUAUAAUCUGAUAAACGCUAUGUAAAUUACACAGCAACCUGUAGCUUCCAUAAUGUUAUGAGCAGUUUCAUAAAACGGCUUGCAAUUUUAUUGGAAUUUUGUUAAUACAACACUUAACCUUUCUAAUUCUGUAUGUCUCUUGUUAAUUAAAUAGUUUUCAUUGUAUUAAGCUGUGCUCCUUCCACAGGUUUUAUAUGAACUGCCAACCAACACGCAGUGGUGUUUUGAUAUUCAAUGGUGCCCUCGUAACCCAGCUGUUCUUUCUGCUGCUUCUUUCGAUGGGCGCAUUAGCAUUUAUUCCAUCAUGGGUGGGAGCGAAGACAAUCAGAGUCAGAAGCAGGCAGACCAGGUAAAAGCAAAUAUUUAUUUAUUCAUUUAUCUUAAAUAUUUCCAUGGUAAGUGUCAAAAUUUCAUUGCUGACUAUGAAUUAUUCACGUUUUUAUUUUCUUGAUUCUUUACUUACUUGGUUAGCUUUUUAACCCCUUAAGGACACAUGACAUGUGUGACAUGUCAUGAUUCCCUUUUAUUCCAGAAGUUUGGUCCUUAAGGGGUUAAGGAUCAAUGAGUGUCUAAUAACCCUAUGACCAUUGGAUACCACUUGUGACAUGAGAUGUCUUGCUCCUAUAAAAUAAAUAGGGCUCUAAAGAGGUUCUGCUGAACAAUAAGAACUACAUUCUAAUGAUCAAGGUUCCAUUGGAUAUUAAGGAAACUGAUAUGCAUUUUCAUUGGUUUGCCCACUGUAACCUUAGUUUGACCUAUUGUUCUCUGCACAUCUGUACUAUGAUUGCAAAAUUGCAGAAUUCUGGAUCAGAAUGUAAAAAAAAAAAUUAUAAUUUGAAAAAAUAAAGAAUUUAAAAAAAAUUUAAAGUAUAGAAUUUCUCGACAUAUCUGAGGUGUUCCAGACAUGUCGAUCACUAAUCUUUAUUUCUCUAAUACAACACUAUAUUUCUUGUUAUACAGAUCACUUCAUCUUUUGGGAACCUAGAUCCAUUUGGCACAGGGCAACCUCUCCCCCCACUGCAGAUUUCUCAACCGCCAACGCAGAAGAGCGCUGUUAUUCCUCUGAAAAAACCCCCAAAGUGGCUCCGGCGGCCCGUUGGAGCAUCAUUUUCUGUGAGUGAAUUUUAAAUAUUUUAUACACCUAGUGACUUUUUAAUUUAAUGAUACAUAAAGGUGAUAUAUUAGGUGUUUGAGCUCUGUCACAUAUGGCAUCAAGCAAGGACAGUGAUGGCCACCCUGGCACUAAAGAUAUUUCAAAAUAGCCUGCCUAUCACCAUCAGACUCUCCCCUAGUGUCCAAUUGUUUAAAAAGUGCCUUAAAACCCAUCUCUUCAGUAAAGCUUAUUGCCUCCCAGAGUAACCUCUACCUCACAUACCUGUGCCUUGCUCUCUCCUCCAGCUUUGCUUCACUCACACCUUGUUUGAUUGCUAUCUCCUGUCCUUCUACGUUUUAUACCACACCUACUCUAGACUGUAAACUCAUUUGAGCACGGUCCUCUUCAACCUACUGUUCCUGUAAGUUUUUGUAUUUGUCUCAUUUAUUGUUAAAUCUUCCCCUCUUGUAAUGUUGUCAAGAGAUACCAAAUCGCUAUAUAAUUGGCAAUAAUAAUAAAACCCAUUUCUAAAACACGCCCACCUAGAAAUAAGGUUGUUUUAACGUAGUGGGAAAUGAACUAAACUACCUGGGGUGCCAACACUGGCCAUCAUUGUACUAGGAGAUGAAGGUAUCUAAUACUUGUGCAGUUUUUGAGAAGUCAUCUUACAUCAGGCUCAACAGUUCAAAUCUUUCCAUACUGUAUUUCCAUUAUUGGAUAUACAAUGAAAGCACAUAAACAUGAGGGGUGAUUUGCUGUGUACUAAAAAGUUGCAUUAUUUGUUGGUUCUCUUGUGCAAAUUUAUAGAAAACAGUAAAAUAGUUCUCCAUUCCGGUGCAGCUUUCUGUUUGGUCUAAAAUCUUCUAAUUUCACCAUAAACCACCUUUCAUUUUUUUGUUGUUGUUACAAUUUGCUGUGUCAUUCAUUUCCUCCUCAUAUUGUUUCACUUCAAGCUAAAAUAAUUGUAACUGAAUAAUUUUAUUAUGCAAUGUUCAUCAAAUGCUGUCUUUUACUCACUGUGCCACAAAAGCGUUAAAAAUACCACAAAAAAAAUUUAUUUAUUGACUCUAUAAUGGCAAUUAGAUUUAUCAUUCGACCAACACACUGUUCUUACCUGUAUGUUUGAAUAUUCUAAUUUCCUCCCUCAAAAUUUUUUUGUGUUUUUUAAAAAAAAUUUAAUUUUCUUUUACCAUUUAGUUUGGAGGAAAACUAGUCACAUUUGAAGCUUUAAAUGUGCCACCGACUCAACAACCACAGGUCCAGAACCAACACUUCCAUGUGCAUGUCAGUCAGGUAGUUACGGAGGAGGAAUUCCUGAACAGAUCUAAUAAGUUACAAGAUGUGGUCAGCACUGGAGCUUUCGUUGACUACUGCCAGAAGAAAAUUGAAGACUCAAAGUCAGACUUUGAGAAGAAUGUUUGGUCAUUCCUGAAGGUUGGUUAUGAAAAGAACAUUUCCUGUCUCUACUUUCCUCUGUUUUCUUUACAGGCACUUUAAGGUCUUUAAUUUUUCAAGAUUCUUUUGUUUCAGGUGUUGUACCGGAGGAUUGGAGGAAGGCAGAUGUUGUUCCUAUAUUUAAAAAGGGUUCAAAAUCCUUGCCUGGAAAUUAUAGACCUGUGAGCUUAACUUCAGUAACUGGGAAAAUAUUUGAAGGGCUAUUAAGGGAUAAUAUUCAGGAAUUCAUUGGGAAGAACUUUGUUAUUAGCAAUAAUCAGCAUGGUUUUAUGAAACAUAGGUCAUGUCAAACUAACCUAAUUGCAUUCUACGAAGAAGUAAGUAGAAGUAUAGAUCAGGGUGUUGCAGUGGAUGUGAUCUACUUGGACUUUGCCAAGGCAUUUGAUACGGUUCCUCACAAUAGGUUAGUUUUCAAACUAAAAGAAAUUGGUCUAGAUGAAUAUUCCUGUUCUUGGGUAGAACAUUGGCUUAAGGACAGAGUACAACGAGUUGUCAUUAAUGGUAAAUUUUCAGGCUGGACAAAAGUGGUAAGUGGUGUCCCUCAGGGUUCUGUUUUGGGACCACUUCUAUUUAACAUAUUUAUAAAUGAUCUUGAAAUAGGCAUUGAAAGCCAUGUAUCAGUGUUUGCAGAUGACACAAAACUUUGUAAAGUAAUAAAAUGUGAGCAGGAUAUUGCUUUGUUGCAGAGAGAUUUGGAUAGAUUGGGGGACUGGGCACUAAAAUGGCAGAUGAAAUUUAACAUAGAGAAAUGCAAAGUUAUGCACUUCGGGGUUAAGAAUGCACAAGCAACUUACACACUAAAUGGUAGUGAAUUAGGGAUAACCACACACGAGAAGGAUUUGGGCAUUGUUAUAGACAACAAAUUAGGCAGCAAUAUGCAAUGUCAAUCUGCAGUUGCUAAGGCCAGUAAGAUUUUGUCAUGUAUAAAUAGGGGCAUAAAUUCUCGGGAUGAAAAUAUAAUUUUGCCUCUUUAUAAAUCGCUGGUAAGACCACACCUUGAAUAUGCUGUGCAAUUUUGGGCGCCUGUUCUAAAGAAGGAUAUCAUGGCACUGGAGAGGGUCCAGAGACGAGCUACAAAAUUGAUAAAAGGAAUGGAGCAUUUUAGUUAUGAAGAAAGGUUACAAAAAUUAAAUCUGUUUCGUUUGGAAAAACGGCGCCUGAGAGGGGAUAUGAUAACUUUAUACAAAUAUAUUCGGGGCCAGUACAAACCUUUAUCUGGAAAUCUAUUCAUAAACAGGGUUAUACAUAGGACACGAGGUCACACAUUUAGGCUGGAAGAAAGGAGAUUUCAUCUAAGGCAAAGAAAAGGUUUUUUUACAGUAAGAACAAUAAGGAUAUGGAAUUCUCUGCCUGAAGAGGUGGUUUUGUCAGAGUCCAUACAGAUGUUUAAACUGAAAUUGGAUAAAUACUUACAAAAACAUAACAUACAGGGAUAUAAUUUCUAAUUAGUGGGGUAAUAGCUGAUUGAUCCAAGGAGACAUCUGACUGCUAUUUUGGGGUCAAGAAGGAAUUUUUUCCUAGUUUGUGGCAAAAUUGGAAGUGCUUCAGACCAGGUUUUUUGCCUUCUUUUGGAUCAACAGCAACAACAUUUCUGAGGAAGGCUGAACUUGAUGGACGCAAGUCUCUUUUCAGCUAUGUAACUAUGUAACUAUGUAACUAUGUAACUUUCAUAAAAGCCAGACCACUGUUUUUUUUUAUUUAUUAAUUAUUUUUUUUAUAGUUUUUGUUGUUUUGUUGUGCAGGUGAGUACAGAGCAAGCUAGGUAGAUGUGUCUAUCUGAUAAUCUAUUUAAAAGCACACAAGCUUGCAGCAUCCUGACAUCGUUGGUGCUCAGAGUUGUAUGUAAGAAAGGAAACCGUGACAUAGUAUAAACAUUUGUGUCAUUCUAGAAUGCUGUGCCAUGAUGACUAUUGUGUUAGCUAUUGACUGGUUAACUCAUAGUUUACCUCAGUGCUUCAAAAGGCUGUCUAGUUUUCGUAUUGUAAGCCAACAGGCAACUGGUAGACCUCUCACAUAGCUUUAAGUAGGGGCAAAAACCAUUAUGCAGAAUGUUAAUUUGAGGAGACUUAGGUGAUCUAAAGUUAUAGCAAUAUAAUAACAUCUUUAACCAUUUAUAUCAUUUUUGUUACUCUUGUGCUGCUGGGUUAUUAGCAGCCUAGGUUAAAGUCUCUGUCCAGAGACUUAUCUUAGCCGUCAGCCAGCUCCCGAAGUUAGAAAGUCAGCCGAUUCCCUGGCUGGGCUUCCACCUUCCUUGUACGCAAUGUGACUACUGUUAUUUUUAAAUCAAUAUGUAAUUAGAUUUUUUUUUUUACCACAGAUGUGAAACAGCAGUGCAGAGCAAAUAGUAGUUGCCCAUUCUCAAAUGAUGGCAGAGGAGCCUAGAAAAUACAAUAAUUAGCCCUCCCACCCUUGUCUCCUAUGUAGGGUAUCUAGGCCUAAAUUGCUCCUGUAUCUACCUGUCCUUGAACAGGCUUGAAUAUGUACCUUCUUUGUUGUUUUAAGCAGAUGGUGGAAUUCAUUCUGGGGAUUGUCAUGCUGUGCUAAGACCAGCAUCUGCAGCCACUAGGGAGAGCAUCUCUCAAAUAUUUGGUUUACUCAACAGUUGAAUGCACAUGCUCUGUGUGUAUUCAAAUGAUUAAAUUAGACACCAUGUCAGAGGCAGAUUUUAGCUAUGGGCACAUAACGGGAAACAGAAAAUGGGUGGAAAGCACUCUUGGAUGAUGAUACUUUCCACCAUAAUUGAGGCAGCACAUGCGUGGAGACAAAUGUUUUGCAUUUCAGCCCACUAAUUAAAGCGGCACUAUCACGGCGGAAUCCAGUUUUAUUUAAACCCCUCCCUACUCCACUACAUCUAAUUGUCCCCCUACUCACUCCCAAAUGUCCCUAAGCCCCCCAUAUUACCUAUUUUUUCUAUCUUUAUUUUCUGCCUGGACCUAGGUCCUGGGUGCCGCCAUCUUUGUGGGGGUAGAUGAAGUCCUGUGGGACACGUCAUCUGCCCACACUAGAUAGUGCUGUGAAAUUUCCACGCAUGCCCAGUUAAACACUUGGGCAUUCAAACGGGAAUUUCGUCCAUUCAUUCGUCAGAAAGCCGAAUAAAUGAAUAGAAAUUUUUAAACGAGUGAACGAAGACCUCUUUGUUCAUUUGGUUUAUUACAAGGAGGGAGCUACCGGUGCACAGCUCCCUCCUUGUAAUAUGUAAGAAUAGAAGCGGCAGGGAGCAGUGCUCCCCACCACUUCCUAAGCCCCCCAUGUCCUCCCUCACUGUAUGGGGGUCAAUAUGACCCCCCAUUAUAUCAUAAGGUAGAAUAAACUCUCCGAAUGCCCCUACUCGCUAUGCUGCAAGUAGGGUCAUGUCUACUAAACAGUGAGCACCCAGUCGCUGCUCACUGUUGUAAAAAAAAAAAAAAACACAUCAUGAAAGUUUGCUCUGGGGUAGUAACAUAUAAUGCAACCAGCAAUAUCCCCACUGAAGUCCCCCAAAAAUGUCAUGUCUUAUAGUGAUAUUUUCUCAUACCUUUCCAUCCUGUGCAGAGAUUGAGCGAAUCUAGUGCAGGAAGUGAAAGUUCUGUUGAAAGAUUGAAAUUGUAGAUUUUUGGAAAGAAAAAUUAUCUUCAGACCUAUUUUGAUACCUGCAUAUUUAUAUAAUUGUGCUCUUUUGCUGUUUGUAUUCCUUUAUUUUAGGUUAAUUUUGAAGAUGACUCUCGUGGGAAAUAUCUUGAGUUGCUUGGAUUCAAAAAGCAGGAACUGGUUGCAAAGGUAAACUUUAUCUUGUGCCCAUUCUUUUAAUUUUUGCAUAAUCAGGUUUAAAUUAACACAUCAAGUUUGACACAAAGCUCAGUAUACAUUUGAACAAUAUUACAACACAGUGGCUAAGGAAAACAUUCCCAAUUAUGGAUAUUUAGGUUUUAUAGAGCAGAUUACAGCAGUGUCUAGGGCUUUUGGGAUACUGAUGAUCAUUAUGGUUGUCUAGAUAUUAGGGAUCGACCGAUAUUGAUUUUUCAGAGCCGAUACCGAUAUUCUGUGAACUUUCAGGCCGAUAGCCGAUAUAAUUUGCCGAUAUUCUGUACAUUUACCAUUUUGGAAAAUAAAAACUAUUUCUAAAGGUAAAUGCACAAAAUAUACAUGCCACGUGUAGUGGAUGCAGUGUGACAGGGGAGCUGUGUGUGUUUGUGUAGUGUGUGUGUAGUGGAUGCAGUGUGUGUUUGUGUAGUGUGUGUGUUUGUGUAGUGUGUGUGGAGGAUGGAAUGUGUGUUUGUGUAGUGGAUGCAGUGUGUAUUUGUCUAGUGUGUGUAGUGGAUGCAGUGUGUUAGUGUAGUGAGUAUAUAAUGAAAGCGUAGUGUGUGGGUAGUGUGCGUAAAGUGAAUGCUGUAUAUACUAAAUGCAAAGUGUGUGUGUAUAUAAUGAAUGCAGAGUGUGUGUGUAUUUGUGUAGUGUGUGUAUAGUGAAUGUAUUGUGUUUAUAUAAUGCAGAGUGUGUGUGUUUGUAUAGUGUGUGUGUAUAUAAUGCAGUGUGUUUGUGUAGUGUGCAUUAUAUAAACACACUACACAAACACACUGCAUUAUAUACACACACUACACAAACACUGCAUUAUAUAAACACACUACACAAACACACACACUGCAUUAUAUACACACACUACAUAAACACACACCGAAUUAUAUAAACACACUACACAAACACACUGCAUUAUAUACCCACACUACACAAACACACACUGCAUUAUAUACCCACACUACACAAACACACUGCAUUAUAUACCCACACUACACAAACACACACUGCAUUAUAUACACACACUGUACAAACACACACUGCAUUAUAUACACAGUGUGUUUGUGUAGUGUGUGUAUAUAAUGCAGUGUGUGUUUGUGUAGUGUGGGUAUAUAAUGCAGUGUGUUUGUGUGCAUUGUAUACAAACACACACACUAUACAAACACACACUGCAUUAUAUACACAGUGUGUUUGUGUAGUGUAAGUGUAUAUAAUGCAGCGUGUGAGGGGGCAUUUUUUAUUAAAUUAUUUUAAAAAAAAUUAUAUUUACUUUAUUAUUUAUUUUUGUUGUCCCCCCCUCCCUGUUUGUUACCUGGCCAGGGAGGGGGGAUAUGACAGUCCCUGGUGGUCCAGUGGUAUUGGCUGAGCUGGGGGGGCGGAGAGCAAGCGCUUACUCACCUCCCAGCAGCUCCUCCAGCUCCCCAGUGUAACUCUCGCGGCCAGCGUGUCGCGCGGAGCGUUGCCAUGGUGAUCCAUGGCAACGCUCUGACGGCCGCGGGUCUCGCGAGAGUUACACUGGGGAGCUGCUGGGAGGUGAGUAAGCGCUUGCUCUCCGCCCCCCCAGGACCGCCGGGCUUGUAAUGAGCCUGGCGGUCCUAGGAGGUAUUAUCGGCAAUAUCGGUAUCUGAAUUGGCCGAUACCGAUAUUGCCGAGAAUACCGAAUAUCGGCCGAUUAUAUCGGUAAAACCGAUAAUCGGUCGAUCCCUACUAGAUAUACACAGAAUUCACUGAAGAUAUUUAAAAAGAGUUGGCCGGUAAUUGGGAUUACAUAACAGAUGAGUAGACACAGCUCCACUGUACGGAAAUGGGUAGUGAGCCAUGAGAUUGGAGCUGGGGGGUAGGGUGUUUCAACUUAGGAGCUAGCAUGGCCAGGGCGUUCCAGUUAUCGGCCCUUUCAGGGCUCUUCGGUACGGUUGUACUGCAUGGUAGGCUAGGCUAUUGGUGUACACAAACAAUAAAAUAAACUGAAAACAUAGUAUUGGUUCAACAGCAAAAGAGUAUAUAUAAAAAGAAAAGGUAGAAAUUAUGAGAGUCAGUAACCGCCGUCUUCGUUGCUGGAACAAAAGGGAUGACAUUAGCGGGAUCCCAGAUCGUGAUUGCGGGUGGGUUGAUGUUGUCUAGACCCAGCGCUGCGAGGGUGACUUCAAACUCCGAAGUGUCCUAUAUCCCCAUUGUUCUAUAUUCUGGUGCUGAAUGAGGAGCCGGCGGGGCGAACCCCAGUGGUACUUGAUGCCCUUAGUAGUCAGGGCGGCUGUCAGAGAUCGGAGAGAUUUCCUCCAUAGCAAGGUUGCGCGUGAGGAAAGUGAGAUCCAUGUCCUCAAAAUGCUAUGGGUAUUUCCCCCUGGUCGCAUUCAGAAACGCCAAAAUUUUUUUUUUUUGCCUGGUUGUAGUCUGCUCCACAGCCUCCAGGCAUGUAGUAAACCCCCUGACAUCCUCCCUGACAUGUGUUAUUUCUGCUGAGUUUGGGUGGUAUGGGGUAAUCCUCUGGUGAAUGGGGUAAUCCUCUGACUUGUCGGAAAAGUCAGCUAGGUCUGCCGCCAUAUUAGGUCUAUCCCCGCCUUGCUGUCUCCAUAGUAGGUCACCAAUAUCUGCGGAAUAACUGGGCCGAUUCGCCCGUUUUUUUUUUUUUUUUAAAUGUUAUUUUUUUUUUUAAUUAUUAUUUUCGCCCCAUCAUGGGGGAGAUGCUUCCCAGUUGUCGGUGGGUUAUUUGUGCCUUUUGGGGUGCUUUAAAUCAGGUGAUUUUUGUGAUGCACCUGCGGUAGAAAACUAGCUCUGCCCCCCAGGUUUAUUGGUUUCAUGCAUUCUAACUGAAACAAGCAUCUUGCACACUGUUUUCAUUGAAGAGUUACUCAUUUGAUUAUUUUUAUCACUGUAUUUCAAAAAUCUGCAAAUUUGUGGUGCAAACAGAUUGUUGUAAAUGUGUUUUCUGUCAUUAAUUUGGUGUUUCAGAAUAACAAAAUCUACUUUAAGAGUAAUUAUUAAAUUAAAUUCCAGAUUGCAUCAGCUUUGAGCAAUGGAGCUCUUACAGAUGGAACACACGAGGUGAGCCCAACGAGCUGGAAAAGCCUUCUGCCACAUUACACUAGUUUGUGGAGCAUGAAAAACUGUCUAUUUUAGUUAUGCAUUUCCAAUUACAUAUUUCCUUACCAUUGUACAUGAAUCAUAUUAACCAGCAUGCACUUCACCUCUUCCUUAGGAAUAUAUGCUCAUGUUUUUUACAUUUUACUUUUUAUAUACUCUGAUUACGCUAUAACUUCAGAGGUGGGAUCGAGUCGUGAUUACAUCAUUAAUGCUUAUUUGUGCUAGGUUUAAUUUGAAACACUCAGAGAAAUUAUUUUUUUGGGGCACAAAAGAAAAUCAUUGUUGGGGCUGUGGUACUAAAAAGAUUGUUUUUAUAUAAUUAAGCUAAUGGCUGGAAACUUUUUUUUUUUUUUUUAAAUUUAAAAAAAAGAAAAAAUCAUUUAUCUUACAAUACAACCAGCACCUAAAGUUCAUUCACAACCUCCACCUCCAAAUUGUCCCUUUAACACCAAUUCCUGUAGUAGUAUGUUUAUAUAAAACAUAAAUUAUAUAAUCUGCAGCGCAAGCAUUCAGGUAUUUUAAUCUUUCUUACCCGUACCUUUGUAGUUUGUGUUUUCUUGGUGUUUUUUUUGCUUUUUUAAAAGUCUUUAUUUUGUAUAGUGCAAGUUUCCCAUUAACACCUUCUUACCUUAUUGCAAGCAUGUCAAACUCAAAGUCUGGCACGGGCCACAUAAACAAUAUUUAAGUUUACGUGGGCCGCAAAAAAAAAAGAAUAACUUAAAUUUUCAUAGAAACAUAGGUUUAUUUUAAAAAGUACAGUAUAAAAAAAAAAAGGGCAGCAAAGAUGUCCAUUGUGGGCCGCGAGUUUGACAUGCUUGCCUUAUUGGGUAAGCUUUGUGAUAUGCAUUAUUUAUUCCUGUUUUACUGUUUUUGUUUUAUUUUUUAAUUUGUAAAUGCUGAUAAUGUUCUGAAAGCUAACAACUCUAAAACUAUUCCACUGUUUGGAAAAACAAUACAUUGCAUGUCAAGUAGUGUAGGUAUGUUUAAUGUUACAAACAUUUUUAAGUGGAAACGGACACUCUAAAGGCCUCUAGAUUAUUAUCCUGUGUGAUUGCAUGCUGUAUAAUGUGUCAUUAUAUAUGUAAACCGUUAUACACGUCGAUAAAACAUCUAAAAUUGCAUGUGCUGUAUUUCUAUGGGGGAAGCUUGUUUCUUUUUACUUCCCUGUGUCUUGUAUUUCAUUUAAUCUGUACUGUUUCUUUAAUCAAGGCUGUCUUUUCCUUUUUUUUUCCAUUCUUUAAUUCUUCAAUACUAUUUUAUCAUCUUUAAUACAAAAAAAAAAAAAACAUAAGGCUGUGAAACAACCUGACCAAGCUCUUGAAAGUGAUGAGGAAGAAAGCCCACCUACAGAAGAUCAGAUCUUGGGGGAGGUAUUUUUUUUUUUCUAUUCUUUCCUUAUUCUGUGUGCCUUUUGAACUUCCUUGAUGAUCUCUUUGAAGCUUUCACCAUUGCUUGCAGCUUGACCAGCACAAAAUAUAGAUCUACAAUGGGAUACCAGACUUUUGUUGAACGUUGUGAUACUUGCCAACAGAUAUGUUAUCUCUUAGUGUUUGUUGGGAGUAUAGGGACCAUCCAAUUUUAUGUUCUCUGAAAAGGAAUGAAGAAUACUGAUUCUUUGAAUGUACAGGGAGCAAAAUAAUGUAUUAGCCAAACAUAAAUAACAUUUUCUUCUCCAUAUAUAAUCUGAAAUGUACAUGGAAGCAUGAACCCAUAUAACCCAGUUUACUUAUCCCCAAAUGUUUAACAAAUAUGUAUUUGUAAGGUAUAAACAAUAAAAUUAAAUGUAGAAAUCCUCAUCUCUUUAUCCACAAACUGGUUGCCUCCAUCGUAGCUCCCUGUCCGUCAUUGUUACAAGCUUUCUCCUAUGCACCUAGCAGCCAGUCUAGAGAAAGCAUAAAAAGAGGACAUUAAUUAUGAAAGAAAAUUAACCUUUUUUUUUCUUUUUUUUUUUCUUUUUCUAUUUCUCCUCAUUUAGAGUUUAAAAAACAAUUUGCUGGUGUAAUUUUCAGGGAAGUGACAUUUCCCCUUCAAUUGAAAAUGUGCAUAUUUCCUUCCCAGGAUUAUUACUAUUCUCUUGCUCAAUUUGCAGGAAUGUAGAAUGGACUAUUUCUGUAUAAUAAACAAAACAUGAAAAAAACAAAAAAAAAACAAGUAUUCUAAAAGAGAAGAAAUAGAAAUGGCUUGGCCAGUCUUUUGCCUAUGUGUCCUUUGAAAUACAGUGGUUCCUGUGUGUUCAAAUUAAUUGAGAGAACAGUUUACACACUUUCUCAAAGCAAAUUUGCUUGCUUUUGCUGAUUGCUAAUGUAACUAAGUGGCUCUCAGAUUAUUCUAAUUGAAAACACGUUGCUAAUUCCCGUGGUGUAUUUUCUUAUCACAUUAUGUAUUAGAUUUCAAGCGAGGAUAAAGAAGACAGUUCUGACAAUGUUUUGACUGGUGAAACAUUUAACAUAUCAGUGAGUGGAGGUAAUACCACCUUUUAUUACUUCCUACUUUGUAGUUUUUUUGGGUUUUUUUUUCCUCCUUGUUUCACACUAUUUUAUUUGUGUUAUUUCAUCAAAACUAAUGCUUGUUCGUCUGGUUCUGCAAGAAUUUGAAACAAACACUACACCAGUGUUUUGGCAACUUUUUCCUGUGGCGAGCUAUGACUACUGUGAUAAUUAGUUGUGGUUUAUCAGACAUUGUGUAUGUAAUGCAAAUUAUUCACUUGACAUUGUACUAUAUUAUAUUAUUGUUAUACUGGACUACAAGACUACAAGUCUAUAAGCAAACUCUGCAUUCUCUAAAAUUAACAUAAACUGAGCUGCUCAGUUCUAAAUCCAAUAACAAUCCUUUCAGUUAGGCUCAGGCUUUAAUGAUGAAUCACUAGAGCUGGUCUUGAAUAUUUCUUGCAUGUUCAAAGCUUGAGAGACACACUGUAAUAAUUUGUAGACUAAGAUGAACAUCAGAAUGCAUGACUAUGUCAUACACAUACAAUAAAAAUACUUCUAAAAGCAUUAAAAAAAAAUACUGUUCUCUCAUGAAUUCUGGUGUUCCCUUUUUUUUUUAUUUUAUCGCUAAAUGUAUUUUGUGUUGUGAGGAAAGUGCGGUUUUGGGUUUGUUUUUUCCCCAGCCAUGUUAGGUCAAUACUUUGGCAUACUUAAAGCUACGAUUCAGUGCAACUGUUUAUCUACAUCAAUAUUUCCUUUCCAUUUUAGGCUGUUGGAUAAACUUUUUGAAUAUUUUCAGAAUAUUUCAAUGUCAAAAAACAUAAUAUUUAAAAUAAUGAUCAAUCUAAUAUUUUUCUAAAUAUUACAGGAUGUUUACAUCAACCAAAUUUCCAACAGUUUGUAGUUAAGGUGCUCAUGUCACUAUCUUUUGUCUCUGUAGAUGUUGACGGACUGAUCACUCAGGCCCUCCUGACUGGUAACUUUGAAAGCGCCGUUGAUCUCUGUUUACAUGAUAACCGCAUGGCCGAUGCAAUAAUAUUAGCCAUAGCCGGUGGGCCAGACCUGUUGGCAAGGACGCAAACAAAGUACUUUGCCAAGUCAAAGAGCAAAAUUACCAGGGUAUGUAUAAUAUAAUAGAUAAGUAGACAAUAUAUUUGUUGCAGUGUACAAAUCACCACAUGAGGAUGUGAAUAAUUUAGAUUUCAUUUUUACAUGGUCUCCAGCAUAUAUGAUGCAAGUUGAGAGCUCUGCUUAUUGUGAAGAAAAAAUAAUCUAAUUUCAUGCAAAUAUUGCUUUGCAGUUAAACCCUUGGCACUAAAACAUUUUGGAGUUCAAGAACAACUGUUGGGUAGAAUGCUGUUUUAGUGCAAGGAAUAACCUAACAUCUCCCAUUGUAAGCAUCCAAAUUAGUUUAGCACGGUUGGAAUUCUUACCUGGGCAUCUGCCAGGCACCACUUCACUGCAGGAGGAGGUGAUAGAUGGAAGCUCCUGUUGAGAGCUUGCAGUGUAAGGCUGGCUUAUCGGCCGAGAGUGUCAGCAGAUCACUCUCAGCCAAUGAGAGAAACCCUGCAAAACAGUUUGACUACUUACAAUUUGGGCUCCAGGGCACCUCCACACCAUAACUACUACUGCAAACUGUAGUAUUUCUUUGGUGCUUGUAUUGUUCUUUAUCAUUGUUAAAUACAAUUAGGAUGCUGCAAAAUACAUUUAUUCUCUAUGAUUUGACUUUUUAAAAUAUAAUCCCAACCUUCCCCUCCUUCUACCCUGAUAUGUUUGACCUAUAGUCUUUUCUUUUCCCCCCUCUCUCUCUCCCAGCUGAUCACUGCUGUUGUGACCAAGAACUGGAAUGAAAUUGUUCAAUCAUGUGAUCUUCACAAUUGGCGGGAAGCUCUUGCUGCUGUAUUGACUUACGCAAAGCCCGAAGAAUUUGCAUCUUUAUGCAGUAUGUAUUCAAUAUACUGUCUGGUUUAAUUGUUUCUUUGCAGUUGGAUAUAUUUGUGUUUAGAUAUGAGAUCCUGCAAGGUGGUGGUCUGUGAUGCUUCAAAUCCACACAUUACUAAGUUAGUGUAAACGUUAGCUGUAAAAUGUGUUUCCAACUAAAGCAUUUCCAGCUGUCUUGUGUGAGUAAAAUUCUGUACUCCAGUAUGAUGUCACAUGCAUUGUAUGGAAGCAAUAUAGUUUUCUUACUGUAGCGCAAUGCUAUUUUAACUAAAUCUGUCAACCACAAACUUAGGGUUGUCAAGGUUCCUAUUCAUUAAAUAAUGGAUAGCUGGCCAUACUUUGUACUAACAUUUAAAAAAGAAAAAAGAAAAUUUUAAAACAAUUUUGUAGAUGUACCUUAAAGAAAACAUGUAUGCAUUUUGGCUGCAUACUUUCUUCGAGGGGAUUAUGAAAAGAAAUCAGCUUGCAAAAUCUGUGGACUUUGCAACUCUUCUCUUCUUUCCCCACCACAGAUUUUGAGUCCGCAACGAUAAAUACACCAUACUGACCAUGCUAUCAUGGCUUUCCCAUGUUUCUCAAUCAGCAGUAGUACAGCUCAUUGAGAAGAAGUGAAGGCACACUCUAGCUUAGUGCACCUGCUACCUCCGUUAGCUCUUUGCUUUUUGGUAGCAGACGGGAACCUGUCCCUUAGCCAGAAAGGAAUUUCUGUCCCCAAUUCUAAAAGUGACCAUUUCUAUUGAAAUUGUCACUUUUACAAACUUUCGCACAUGUGACAGACUCCGGACACCCAGCUGAAAGGUUUUGUGUCUGUGGUUUCCCUUUAAUGUGCAAUCACAGAAUGCAUUGUACGAGUGCAUAUUCCAUUGUAAAAUGUAGAAAUAUACCCUGCAUUUUUAAGAUCUUUACACAGAUCUUCUAGUUUGUUGGUUUUUUUUUUUUUUGUUUUUCCACUGACAUUUUUUAACAUGGUUAAUUUGUUAACAUGCAGUGGUUUUUUUUCACAUAUCUUUUUAGUGAUACAUACAUUGCAUAUAUUCGGAUAUUUAAUUUUUUAAAAAUUAUUAUUAUUAAUUUUGUGAUAUUACACUAGUUUAAAAAAAGUUUUAUCUUGUCUUUCAUCAGAACUUGUAGCGAAGUGAUUUUCCUUUACCUUUCAGAUCUCUUGGGCUCCAGACUGGAGAAAGAAGGGGAUGUCCCUCUUCAGGCACAGGCCUGUCUGUGCUAUAUUUGUGCAGGGAAUGUAGAAAAACUGGUAGCUUGCUGGACCAAAGCUCAAGAUGGCACAAAUCCUCUGUCCUUACAGGUCAGUUUGUGCUCACUGUAAGAAGAAAAAUGAUGGGGAAUGAUCUAAAAAGUUGAUAAAUGAGCUAGAAUGUUCUAGUGUUUUCCGUUGUGAUUGCUCCACUUUAGAAUUUAAUUUUUCUUAAAGGGACACUAUAGUCACCAGAACAACUACAGCUUAAUGUAGUUGUUCAUGUAAACACUGCCAUUUCAGGGAAAAGGCAGUGUUUACAUUGCCCCUAGGGACACCUCCAAGUGGCCACUCCUCAGAUGGCCACUGGAAAGGCUUCCUGGCUCAAGGCUACACAGUAAGCAGCCCUGUCAUUCAGCGACCCCCAUGGACGCUGAAUUUUCCUCAUAGAGAUGCAUUGAUUCAAUGAACCCCUGAAUGGUGGGUUUAACACUAUAGGGUCAGGAAUACAUGUUUGUGUUCCUGACCCUAUAGUGAUCCUUUAAAAUGUCAUUGUUUAGGGGCAUAACAGAAAAGACUCUCUUACUUUCCUAGUAGCUAUUAAAUAUGUUUCCAGCAACAAUUUUUGUUUCUGUUAAAAAUAAAAAAAAAAUGUAAUUUACACAUUAUCCGUAUCCUUGGAAAGGGUUCACUUUUUGUAAAAUUGCUUUAAAACAAUUUGGCAGAAAAAAAAAUUGGAACAGUACCUGUGGCCUCUUAGGAUGCGAUUACGAUUACCUUUGUGCCUAGUGGCUCCUGCAGUGCUUCUGGAAGAACUGGUCCAUAUAUGAUUGCAAAAUUUAGUUCUACUAAAUUGGGUUAAUGUACAUGUUAGUGAAUUUCUAACAAUAGGUGUACUGUUUUGCUUAAAUUACUGUAGUAAAGUAAAGCUAUAGACCACACAAGAAAACACAUACUCAUUGCUUGAGAACCUAGCUGUCAAUCUCUUGCAUGCAUAAAUUGGCAUUUGUCUUCCAUGGAUCAAAUCUCACCAACUUGCUACUUUUUCUGGUUUACUGUAUUUUGUAUAUUCAGUCUGGGAAUCUAGAGUUCUCAUGCACUAGACUUUCUUACGGCAUUUAUCCAUUUUAAUACUCCGUAGAAAACUCUGCGGUUACAACAAAAAUACAAAACCCAAAUCGCUCAGAGAACAAAUGAAUAACAAAUAUGUAUGCAGACUCCGGGUCCAUUGCAAACUGUACUUAUUGUUCCUUUUGCACUUUGUUAGGAUCUCAUAGAAAAAGUGGUCAUCCUUCGUAAAGCAGUGCAAGUCACGCAGGCUGUGGAAACACAUGAUGUAGGGGCCCUUCUGGCGGAGAAGAUGAGUCAGUAUGCAAAUCUGUUGGCUGCUCAGGGAAGCCUUGCAGCUGCUUUGGCGUUUUUACCCACCACCACCAAUCAAGUAAGGAAAAUCUGUAUUAUUGUAUUCAUUUAUAAAUGCAGACUUUCAGAAACUACACUACUUUUUAAUUAACGAACUAGCUGCUUCAGACUGUUUAUAAAAAGAAAGAAAUGAAUUGGAUAUUUACAUACAAUGUUUGUAAAGUCUCUAUGGAUAGGACUUCUUAGUGUGAACAAAAUACGAAGAACAGUGGAUCACUAUGUCAUUUAAAAAAAAAUAAAAAAAAAUGGACUGAUCGCCAAGAAUGACAAAUAUGCCAAAUUACACAUCGUCAUGCAGUAAUCCAGAAUCCAGUGCGUAUUACAGUGAUGUGUAAUGAAAGCAUACUUAUUAUUAGAUUGUGUAACUUUAUUAAAUUAUUUAAUGUUUUAAAUGUCCAGAGUGUUGUACUGUUAAAUAUUUCUUUUUAUUUAUUUCAAUAUUUCAGUUAUAUAACUGAUAAGUUAUAUUUCUUUUUAAUUUUUAUUUUCAGUUUAAAGUAAAAUUUAAAAAAAAUUAUAAAUACAUUUAAAUUUAUAUAUAGCUUUUUAUUUUUUAUAAUUACUAGCAAUUCUGCACAGUAAUAGGUUUUCGGAUUGUUUUUUGUUUCUGCUAGCUGAACAUUGUGCAGUUACGGGAUAGGCUCUCUAGGGCACAGGGAGUUGAUGGAAUAGCGCCAUCUGCUGGUGUUACUACCAGAGGAGGAACAGCAGCAGCAGGACAACAGCGAGCACCAACUCGAAUGCAAACAGGCCCCGAUUCCCAGUACUAUGCACAGGUAUGCAGACUAGCACAAUUCACCUUCACAUGUCAUACAAAUGUGUUAUGGAGCGAACGCUAAGAAUCAAUUGUGGAUUUGUGAAUCAGUAUCUUCACCAAUUGAGAAACAUGACAUUAUGCUAACACAAGCAGUUUGCUUUUAUACAAUAAUUUAGUAUUUUCCAUUUACAGGAGAGUAAAACCUUUGAUGUUUUCUACUUUUGAUGUAAUUUUUUUUAGCCUGAAAUUCAACUUUGUUUUAAUAUAGCAAAAAACAUGUUGUUUGAUCUGCUUUACUGUGAUAUAGUUAUAGAAGGAUGCUUUGAUCACUCUCUUCCAAUUUCUCUACGAAGGCUGUUCUAGUAGGUAAGUAUCUGUGCCGACUUGCUAACCAGCUAUUUACUCCUGAGCCUGAACAUUUUUGUGAUUUACUUUUUAUUUAUUUAUUUCAAAGAACAGUGGUAUUUUGGCCAUGUUAUGGGUUCUUUACAUAUGGAUCCGAGACAAAAAAAAAAGCAUGCACAUACCCACCAAAGCAGGUGCUACUCUGAGGGGCACUUUCUUUCUUAUCUCAGUUUUUCCGGUGAUUGUUAUUUCUUUGUUCGAUUCAGGCUAGGAUUGCCCCUACUGUCACUUCCUGGAGUAACAAAAUCCCUACUGCCCUUACAAGCUGCACACCUGCUGCCUCCAUCUUUGAUACUCAGGUAUUAUAUUGCAAUCCAGAAUGGAUUUGCUUCUUUAUUCCCUUGUUAUAACUUUUGCUCUUGACUUUUGUUUUAUUUAUUCAUUUUGGCAUUUUACUUAUAUAUAAUUUUUGGCUGCUCUUGGAGCAUGCAUGUCCAAGCUAUAAAUAGUCUAAUGUAGCUCAAUAACCUUUUAUAUAAAAUCGCAGCAUUAGACAUGUUUUAAAACCACUGUUUCCAGACACUUGGCCAAUAAAAGUCCACUUUGUGUGGUAGCUGGAGGGUGAAGCAAAGGUAACUUAUACUUACCUGAAACUCUUCCUCACUGGACCAGUAUCCUCUUUCUUCAGGUCCUGGCACUUCAUUUACUAAAAACCUGCAUUAUUGCUAUACUGUCUUGCAUGCGCAAGAUUUUAACACUAAGGUAAACUGUCAAUCCCUUGAGAUCCUCCGUAGAAAAUUCAUGCUGGGGGGAAUUUACCAAAAUUAAUGAAUGAAGCUUUGUCAACAUUAAUGGCAUUUUGUGAACUGGACUGUGUGUGUAGAUUUCCUAAAUCACAGACACCAAUUGUUCUUUGCAAAAGUGUACAAAUAGGGUAUCACUGUCCUCAGGAGAUGUUGCUGAGUAUAGUUUAAGAUUUUUACAGUGGGAUUAAAAAAAAAGCAGAAAAAUACAUGUGUACAAUUGAUACCCCUAGUUUAAAAAAAAAAAAAAAAAAGUGAAUAAAUGGCACCUUAAAAGCGGCACUGUCAUGGCUGAAUUCAGUUUUUUUUUUUUUUUUUUAAACCCCCCUCCUGACUCCACUACAUCUAAUUGCUCCCCUAGUCAGUCUGCGCUGUGCCCUUCGCUGGGUAGAGAUGGAUUAUUUUUUUAAGCGUCUCGAUUUUUAUUUUUUUCUGCUUUUUUAUUUUUCUUUUGGCGCUUGGGUUUUUUAAUUUUAUUUUAUAAGUUUGACUGGUAUUAUUGAUUUUUAUUUGGCCUUUUAGAAAAAAGACCUCAAAUGGGUAAGUAUUUUUACAUUUAUUUACAGGUAUUUGGUUUUAUUGUCUCCACCCUCACUAUUUUUUUUUUUUAUUUGUAGAUUUUGUAUUUCAAAAGUAUUUACCAUCGUAGAAUAGGGGUACAGAAAUAGAAGGGGGGGAGUCCAUGCAAAAAGAAAAACAUUUGCGUCUGGGGUGGCAAUUGACAUCACAGGUACAAGUACAUAUUUGGACAGACAAAUGAUACAUAACAAAAGGGUUUGUCAGAGUAAUACAUUUCAUACAAUAUUCAUUUAUGCGUCUAAGACGUGUACUCUCUCUAAGGCUGAGGUUCGAGUUUGUAUGGUGAUCCGGUGUGUCCAUUUACUGGGAUCCAUAUAGGGUUGUGGGCCAGAGGUCCAGAUCGAUGUCAGGGGUGUCGAGUGGGGAGUCAAAGUUGUCAGCCCCUGCCUACCUGUUUCGACACCCUCACUAUUUUUAGGGUGAGGGGUGUAGGGUAGGGCUUUAUUUUAUUUUGGUGGGGAGGGGUGACUAGGGUCUUGGGGACCCCUAGUCACCUGGGGGACGAGGGCAAUAGGUCCCUCUCCCCCAUUGUCAUUUAGGGCCCUCACCCGUCGCUCAUGGGUGUGGCCUAGGGGGUGGUGGGGAGGACGACAAUAGAUGUGCAGUUACGGGAUAGGGUCCCCCUCCCCCAUUGUCAUUUAGGUCCCUCCCACCCCCCCAAUUUUAAUUUAGAGUCCCAACCCGCCACUCAUGGGUGGGGGCCAAGGGGACCCUAUGUUCCCUGUUUAGUUGAAUAGCUCCCACUUGCGGGGCACGGGCUCUGAGCACAGGAAAUGGAGCACACUUUGUUCCUCCCCUGGUCAUAGCUGGUCAGGUGUAGGACAAAUACAUAAGACAAAAUAGUCCUUACUUUGUCUUAUGUUUUAAAGAAAACUAGAUCAGACAGGAAGAAAUGAAGAAGAGAGCAAGAGAAGAGGAAGCGAUUAGGAAAAGGUAAGUUCUGCAUGACAGUACCGCUUUAAUAAAGUUAAAAAUAUAUCCUGUGAUAGUCCCCAUGGUGUCCACGUUUGCAAAUAGCAUGUAUUUAUGGAGUAAUUUAAAUAUGUAAGCUACUAAAAUACCCCAAGAUCAUAAACCACUCUUCAAUUUGCUAUGUUUUAAAAAGACCAAAAUAGGCAGAUUAUAAAAUCAACUCUGUAUUUUCCCGCAACUACUUAUUCGAAGUGGGUCAUUCUGUACUCUGGAGAUAUAUUUGAGCACAAUUUAGUGUUUUUUUAUUACAGUAGUACAUAUCAAUUUACAAAAUAUACAGCUAAAUUGCAAUGUGCAUCUGAAAAAAAAAUACCUAAGACUUUAAAGAAAUUAGUACUAAAAUAGCUGUAUAAUAAGGUUUAAAAUAUACACAAUGACCUACCCUGUGAUGUCUACCUUCACAAAUGGUAUGCAUUUAUAUUGUACUUUUAAGUGUCAAACUACAGCAAUGCCCCAAAAUGUAGACAAGUACCAUCAAAUCAUCUAUCAAAAUGCUAAGUGUAAAAACUUAUUUAGAGUCAGGUCUCUUAUAUGGCACUGUAACUUCAUAGGAUAGUGCCAAAGCCAUACAUUGCUGUUGGCAAUCCUUUAUUCAGAAAAGCUUGCUGAGCAUAAUUUGACUCAGUGGCACAUAUUAGAUUUGUGCUUUUAGAUUUGACUUUUAUAAUGCCUCAAAAUGAGACAUAAGUCUAUCAAAACCAUCUCUCAAAUUCCAGCUAUAAAAACUAAAAUGGUCAGGUCUCUUAUGACGCUGUACCUUCACAGAAUAGUGGCAAAGUCAUACAUUGGAAGUAUCAUUGUACUCAGAAGAUGUUGCUCAACACAAUAUUGGGUAUUGUAAAGUAGGAGCACAUGUCAGGUUUCGUAAACACACAUAAAAUAAAAUCUUAUGUGUGUGUUAAACAGAACAAAAAAAGCUAUAUUUCAAAAUUCAAUGUUAAACAGAGAUUGGCAGUUAUUAAUGUUCGAUAAAUAGCCUGUGAUGUUUAAUAUAUAUAAUAUAUAUUGUUUUUUCUGUGACGGCUUUUAAGCUUACAAGACAAACUUAGCACAUUCUAAAAUCGCUCCACAUUUGAAAUUAUGUUUGACUUCUGGUAUUUUGUGACCUGUAACAACCAAAACUGAAUUCCUAGACUUAUUAUGUACUCGAUAAAUCAGGACAAAUGAAUUAAUUUAUUUUGAAUUACUUUUCUGAAGCUGCACUAUAUAUGUUUGGGGGCACUUGAAGAUAAACCCUUAAAUUACGGCGGAACAAAGCUAUAGAUCAAAUUCAAGGUUUGUUUUGCUUUAGAACAUGGACAAUUACCUCUGUCCUUAAGGGAUUCAUUUAAGACUUCUUAGCAAAUUGUUCAAAAAAGUCACAGUAAAGAACUAUCAUCAAAGGUGGUUUUAUUAUUAAAACCACAAUGACCAUUUCAGUGACUUGUAUGUGCAGUAUUCUGCUUGAAGCACUGCACACACCGAGAUAUUUCUACUUGUGUGCUGGAUGCUAAUUGCACCCCCAGCAAAAGUAAUGUUCUGGUUUUCCAAUGUCAAUUCUGUGCAUAUUUUGCGUAUUUUUUUUUUUUUUUUAAACCCUCCCGUAGCUUGCCCAGAGUGUGAACAUGCGCUAUUAGCUGAUGAAACAGUCCAAUCACAGGCUUCUCCAUGUCAAGUUUGUCAUUAAACUGUGCAAGGCCCCUAUGACGUUGGAGAGGAGGAGCGGAAGUCAGCGUAUUAUUUUUCUCUCCCAGCUUAUAAUUCAAUGCUUUGUUGCAAUGCUAGUGAAAUUUUUUUACACUUGCAUUUAAAAUAACAAAAACAAAUGACAGAUUUGCUUUUUAUACUAGAGCAAGGUCUGUUUUUAAUAGGGAGGAGCAGAGCCUUUUUACGUUAUUUGACCCAGGAUAUAUAUUUACUAUGCAUGGUUUAAAACCUGAGGACUAAUUAAUCUACUAUAUUCGAUGCAGAUUGAUAUAGAAGUUAGUCUUUUUUUUUUUUUCUCAGGAACUUACUAUUUGUCAUUGAAAACCAAUACAUAUUAGCAGAAUAAUUUAUAAAUCCUGUAAAUCUGUUUGCUGAAAGGUGCUCCUCCACCUAUUUCACUAACCAUAACUUUAAAGUGAACCUGUCAUUACUGAUGUAGGUUUGCAGUUUUCUUGCCAUCUGCCUUGACUCAUAUUAUGCAACUGAGUGUUUCUUCCCUUGCUACUAUUAAAAGUUCAUGUUUAAUGUAAUUUCAUUACCCUGUCAUCUGCAAAGAGCUCAAAUAGUCAGGAAUGCAUGUUUGUGUUCUUUUAAACAAGCUCAGUAAGUCCUAUCUUUAGUCACCCCUUUGUGUGCACAUAUUUCUUUUUUUUGCCUUUUUUUUUUUUUCCAAUGGUAGUUGAGUUGCACAUAGCAAAGAGAAACAUUAUACCAAAAAUCUGCAACCUGUAAUCUACUAAUUUCAUUAGGAUACCAUUGAGAUCAAAAUUACUAACUAUUAAUAAAAUACUAUUACUAUUAAGAGGUGAACAUCUGGUUAAACAUGAAAGGGACAUAGAGUGUAUAAAGUGGUGAACACAGAGCUGAGAAUUGCCUCCUCUGAUUUCACAUUGUCUGUGAUAUUGCCAUAGAUGGACCUCCGUCUGUUAACCUGUUACCAGUUGUGAUUGUCACCUGCAGUUCUGUAUUUGUAUGUAACCCUUGAAGAGAUUUAUGGGCAGCUUUAAGGUAGUAUGAAUAUGCUGCAGAAAACUUAAAAAAAUAAAAUACAUAGAUUUGAACAGGGAGAAAACACAUCACAAAUAUGUGGCCUAAACAUAUCAAAUGUAUUUGUUUGCCUGCAGUAUGCCUGGUGUAUUAUUUUAUCUUUUGGCUAUUGCAGUUUGUUAAGGACAUGGGUUGCCAGAAAUCCUUGAAGUGGUCUGGGUGCCUAUAGUGUCUCUUUAACAUGCGUUUGGGUACUCACUCCAAAUUCUCAGACCAAUCAUUCAGCUACAUUUGAUUCUAUGAAUGGUGAUGGUUUAAUGAGUGUGUAUGUAUUAUCUUUUCAGAGAGACAAUGCUGCCCCUCCUCCAGGUUUCAACAUCCCAGGCACCGCUUAUCCAUCUGCUCCUGGUAAAACCGUACCUGCACCACCAGAUUCUUACAACAUGAACACUCAGAUGGGACCUCGGCCACCAUACCCUCAACGUACGUAUUAAAUACUGCUGCUCACCAUCUGGGCUUCUCUGUGCUGGGUAAUACUGGCAAACUGUAUGACAACAAAAAUAUACAUCCAUACUUUGUCUUGAAGAAAUAGAAUAACUUCUGCAAAUUGAAGAUUCAUCUGGGACUCAUUUAUUAUGAUUAUUUUAAAAUGUAUUUAUUUUUCAUUGGACUGUGUAGAAUUUUUUUGUAUAAUUCUUGGUGAAACUUUAAGAUAAUGCUGUUGCUGCCCAAGCUGUGUAAAAGUGCUAAUUAUAUUUGGGCAUAUUUGCUGUUGUACAAUCAUCAUGGUCUAUUAACCAUUGAGGCUAUGGUAAUCACUGUAUCAGAGUGCACUCUAAAAAAUGAGCAAUUACUGUUAACUAACCUCCAUCAGCUUUUUUUUUAGUGCCACCCACAUGAAUAGUGGUUUGGUAAAAUUUGACGUUCUGCACUUGCACUUCUUUUAGAAAGUUGCAGCCAAAAUAUUAUCAAGACAACAGAUACCAAUAGUGUCUUUUUAAAAUGAAAAUGUUCAACUAUGUGCUAAGAUAAUUCAUGCUCAAGGUUUAUAACCAGCCAACCCAUUGAUUAUAUUCCUUCCCCACCCUCACUGUUUUUUUUUUUGUUUUUUUUUGUUUGUUUUUUUUUAAACAGAAUAAUGUCUCUGAAAAAAUGUUUGCUGCUAAACUACUAAAAAAUUUUUUAUUAGAAGUCUAAAAUCUAACCGUUUGUUUUCUUCCAUUCUGUAUAGCUUAUCUACAGUCCCAACAGUAUUCUUAUGGCUCUGGGGGACCAGCUGUCUAUCAGCCCCAACCAACUACCAUACCUUCUGCCUCCCCCUACCACAGUAGUCCUUAUGCCUCUUCUGCUCACUCUUCUGCUCAGCCGCCCUACUCUGGACAACCUCAGUCCUCUGCUGUACCAUCACCUUCUCCUUCCUCCUUCCCCCCUCCUCCUGGAGCAUCCUUCCAGCAUGGCGGACAAGGAGCUCCUCCUGCAUCUGCGCCUUAUACAAAUCCUCCUCCUGGAACUACAGGUACCUUGCCUGCCGCCAGUGAGCUGCCUGCAUCCCAGAGAACAGGUCUGAGCAUGAAUUGGGGGGAGGUGGGAGCAUGCAACUUACUCCUUACAGUGUUCAAUGAGAUACAGGAUAGUAGGCCAAAAUGUAUAAAUGUGUGCACAUUGUGGGAGAUGUAAAAAAAAGUAGCACUAGUGUGACAUGCUUUGUACCUACAUAUACAUAGAAUAGCAUUGCUAAAAUCCAAUUAUUGCUUAAGAAUUUUGUCUUGAGCAGUGUAGUAAAAUUGCAACAAAAUUGUUUUAAGUUUUAUACUAGUUUCUUGCACUACAGUUCUGUGCCAUCUACGAUCUAUUGUAAUAUGUAACGUAUAAAAUGUUAUUUGUGUCACUGAUAACGCCUGUUUUAACCCCUUAAGGACCAAACUUCUGGAAUAAAAGGGAAUCAUGACAUGUCACACAUGUCAUGUGUCCUUAAGGGGUUAAAGAUCUGUACCAUGUUGGUGCAAAGGCAGAACUAGAACUAAAUUGUGCAUAGAUGUACUUUUUAAAGUAAAUGUGAGGUAAAUGCUUUCUUGCAUAGCUAAUUUCUCACAUGUUCUAACAUAACCGCUUCUUUCUUUUUUGAAAGAGUAUCGAGCACAAUAGUUAGAGAUGUAAAGGUUGAACUUGAUGGAAUGAGAAAAAAAAUCCAAUAUGUUAUUUAUUUGUGAGCCUUUAUAGUUUCAUAUAGGUAGCCAAUCAUUUUGUAUGUCCCCACCAGUCAUUACUAACUAGUGAAUUGCCCUGGACCUCGACCAUUACAUCAAUUUAAAGAUACCAACCUUGCAUAAACAAGAUUGUUGGCUGUAACGCUCUGAUAUGUGCAUGUUUCUGUUCCACUGCAUGUUUGCUCAAACAGAACCGCUCAUUUAUAUGGAGUGAAGCAUGCUGGGAUGUAUACAUAGCAAGCGGUUUCCCCCCUCUGUAUUGCAUGCAAUAACAGCAAAGACUUGGAUUUCAUCAGGAAAAAAAACUACCAGCUCCUCCUGCAUAUUUGCACCUCGAUGAAGAAUUCAGUUGACACCAGCUUUACAACUGAACCACUUUCUUUGAGGGAAAGGACAGUUGUAUUUGGAGACACAGCAUGAAUGUCUGAGAGCACACUGGAGCAUGGCUAAAAACAAACACUCCAGCUUGCUGAAGUGCUUUAUGUGUCAAGAGUGUGUUCUCGUUUUCUGUUUUAAAAAAAAUGCGAUUUCAAUGCGUGUUUAUAAAUGAGUUUUGUUAAACCUCCCGGCUGUCAAUCAGACUGCUGGUCCUGAUACUUCCUGGUAGUUUAGCUUCAUGAAACUAAACUCAAGUGACAUGCAAUUUCCUUGUACAGACGUUUCAUUAAGUUGUAAGAAAGCUCUUUGAGAAGUCUGUGAUCGAACACCCACAGAAAGUCUGUACUGGGGAAGAACAAGAAUGGCAUGCAUAUUUUUUUGUUGUGUAUACUAAAUAUUUAUUUUUGGAUGGGGGCGUUAUGUAGUGUUAAGGAGUGCUCAACUUCAGUUAGUAUGUUCUUAUGCUGAAUGCAUGUCAAGUUCUGCUUUUUCUUGUAAGAAAUGGCUGUUUAGUUUCAGCAAAAUAGAUCAGCUUGGAAGUAGGUAUCGGCAGUGCCAACUGUUAAUAUGCUGGAGGAGCUGCUGGUUCUGUGUGUAAAACUUUCUCUUUCACAGACACCCUGUCUCUUAAAGAUCUCUGUAACUUAAGCCAAUUGUGUUUUCAUAAUUGUCACCUAGUGAUACCUUUUUUUUGUUUUUUCUAGCUAGAAAGAAACUAUAACUUAAAAAAAAAAUCUAUAUAUUCGACACAGGUUCAGCAAUAAAUCAGACAGUCAAACCGUAAUCAAUACCAUUGUCAAAAUAAUGAUAUUGUAAAAAGAAAUUGAAAGUACACAAUAGUCCGAAUAUAACCAGUUAUUACAGAGUUAAUAACCAGUCCGCGUGGAAGAUGGAGGUGUAGGUAAUUGGCAAGUGAGUGAGGGCAGAAUGUAUCCUCCAGUUUGAGGUUCCUACCUCAAAGCAAUUCUAAGGGGUGCCUUGCUGAAUAUUGAAAAUAGGUGUUUGUGAUCUGAAUGUUCAACGUUUGUUUAUCACUAUGUAAAGAGGUAUCAGUUCAACACAUGUAAAACAAAGUAAUCCGGUGGGCAAACGCCAAAGUUAAAGUCAGUAGUAAAAUUUCUACCUAUUAAAUUGGUAUAGCCAAGCUAACUCCACCUAAAGAAUCCAGAAGGCCCUUAGCACCUUUUGUGAGUUCCAAAUCCUCCUUCUAGUCUAGGAUUUAAUUGUCUUAAUAAAAUGACAAAUCUCUUGAAAAUCUAUGCACAGCCAUAGUUUGGAGAUCUCUAAACAAUACCAUAAACAAUGUAACCGGUCAGCCCCGUGUUGCGUCAUAUUGAUGGAAGAUUUCGGACAGCUGCAGGCCCAUUGUAAUUUGCAGUGAACAGCGAGUUCUUUUGUCGCAGGUGAAAUAGCAUCACUUGAUAAAUAAGGGUGCUUCAUUAUCUUGUCUUCUAAAUUACGUUUGCAUUUCAUCUGCAGAAUAUCUCUCUGUUCAAGAUAUGGCGACUUACCUGCAAGGUGAACAUUUACUGCAGCACGCACCGAAUCAAACAGCAGAUGCAAUUUACAAAUUCAGUUUUAUUUAUAAAUUUUUACAUAUAUUUUUGAUUUAUUUUUUUCCACCUCAGAAAAUUGGUGCACAUUUUGUGUUGCAUUAACAAAAUAACUGCAUGUAUAAUUAUAAUGUGCAAAAAAAACUAAACUCUGCUCCCCAUGUCUUUUGUUUUUCUUCUAUCCCUUGUUCUGUGUUUUUUUUUUUUUUUUCUGUUACUUAGUUGUUGUCCAAGUGAACAAACCAGUGGCUUAUUUGAAAGCAGUAGCACUGCAUGCUAGUAGUGUUCAGAUUUUUCAUUUUGUUGUAGUGUAUUUGAAGUGGAGUGGCAGGUUCCUCAGUUAAUACAUGUGGCUUAAUCAGGGUUAUAGUUAAUUAGCUAUAAAGGUACUUGGCGCCUACUUACCUUCACCAAAUUGUCUAUAAAUAUGCUGCAGACCAUUCUCAAAAAGCCUGAAGUUUAAGAUUAGUUUAAAAAAUAAAUAAAAAAAUCACCUUGAGCUGUGAUCAGUAAACAUCAUAAUAGAAUGAAAUGUGCUUCCACAUAAGCCAUACAUUUUUUCUGUGUUCUGUAACAGUACCUCAGUGCAUUUAUCAACAAAUCUGAAAUCAAAAGCAAUAAAGUCAGAGUAAUGCAUUUUUAGAUUUUUGGGCAGGGGAGAGAAUGAUCAGGGAAUAUAUUCAUUACUCUCUCUUUAAAGUUAAAUUAAUAGAUGUUGAUCAAAAUUAUUAAACUGGUGUUUUGGGUUUUUUUCAACAAAUUUUAAUUUGUACCAUCCAAUUCUACCAAACUGAAUCCAACUACUAAUUAAAAAUUAAAUGAUUUAUAUAAAUAUAUAUGGAGAGCACCACUUACAAUGCAACUAUUGCAGAUGUUGCAAUGAGUAUCUCUAAUAAUACAGAAUAUAGCCGUAUACUGGCUGAAAUACUAAAUUUCCUUAAUAUAAUUACAUCUUAAGAAAAAGUGCUUGUUUACUUGCUGGUGGCACUGUGCCAUUCCAACUGAACAUAUGCUAGAAUAAAAAUCACCUAAGAACAAACUGAUUGUGGCAUAAUGCUGUGCCAGAAUAAUGCUUUUUUUUGUAAUUUCGGUUUCAUUUAAUUAUCAUUUAUUUUUAUUUAUUUUUCCUAAAUUAUGCAGCAUGGCAACAAAUCACAUAACCGUGUUGGAGUACAAAUUUAGAUUUCCUUAACUAACACGAUUCUCUUACAGGACCCCAGAAUGGUUGGAAUGACCCACCUGCACUGAGCAGAACUUCUAAGAAAAAGGUACUUGACUAUUAAAAGUGGAUUAAUACCAGACUUUUCAAUUAACAAACACAUUCUUGUGUAAGUGUGUUUGUAAAUGUAUUGGGUGACUGAUGCUGCCACACAGUCUAACAUGCUGAUUAAUUGUCCUCCGGUAGAUAUCUAUUGCUUUUUGAGUUGAUUUUGUUUGGUCGGUGGGGUGGGAUUUGGUUUUCUAAUGACUGUAAUUUGAGAAGCAAUCUUGUCGAUACAGCUCCUGCUAUUUUUAUUCCUUUGUCUUUGAUAGAACAUAUGAUGAUUUUUUGACUUCUCAACCCUACCCUACUCCCCCAUGCUCUUCACUGUUUUCUAAAGCUUAAAGCUAAAUCUAACUUGUUUGGUAAAACUGGCAAAUGUAUGUUUAAUAGUAAAGCAUAUCUGCCAUGGGUGGGUGCCUAACAUGAUAAUACGUGAUCUGUUUAGUAAUAUAUUUAGCUCAAUGCAAUAGUUUUGUUUCAAUUAUUCUUUUGGAAUUUCUUUAAUUAAAGGAUUUUGAUUUGAUUUUCAAGUCUCCUUUAAGAUAGAUAUUAUUAUUAUUUUUUUACAAAGUACCAAUAAUCUAAUUAAAUUACUUUUUUUCAGCAGGUACUAGAGAAUUACAUGCCACCUCCUCCAAUCACCGCUCCAAUAAUGAAUCCUGUGUCCGACCCACGUUCUCAGCAGCAGCAGGUUCCAACAUCUGUACCUCCUGUGUCAUCAGUACCAUUUCAGCCCUCAGCGGUACCUUCAGGGCAGCCAGGAGCUCCUAAUCCUUUCCCAGCCAUGACGCCUCAUGUCGGACAACCAGUAGCACACCUUGAUUCUUCAAAGCCCAGUGUGGAUGCUCAUCCAGGACUACCCAUUGCAAACACCAUGCAGGUUAUAUAUACAAAUAUUUCAUUUGUAUUUUAAUAAGUCUCCCUUCUUCAAUAGAUAUUGUGUAGCCAUAUCCUUAAGCAACAUUUGUAUUACUGCAUUUGAAAGAUCACUAUAGCCACCCAUAUAGAGUGAGAUGAACUGAUCUGGUUGUCUAUAGUGUUCCUUUAAAUAAAGUUUAUUUUUGAUGAUGGAGCUGCUUUAAAUUAACUAUUCUGUUUGCAGUUGUGAAUGUUUGAUUAAAGUGUUGGUGUAUGUAAAAGUAUAUAUUUAUUUACUCUGCAGACUAUCCACUCUUUGCCUGCGGAAAAAAUCACAAAGAAUCCAAUUCCCGAAGAGCAUCUUGUUCUGAAAAGCACAUUUGAAGCCCUUAUCCAAAAAUGUUUGUCCUCUGCCAUUGACCAGGUAUGUAAUACAUAGGGUUUUUUUUUUUUUUUUUUUUACUAGUGCUCAACUGUCUGAGAAAGCCUUGACAACAUUCCCUCGAAGCUAGCUCUUGAAAGAUGUUCUCUAAGAUGAAAAUUUUAAUAAAUAUUCCUCUCGGGAAUAUGUAAAUUCAAUCUAUGCAGUGACACUGUCUAAUAAAUAUACAGUUUUUAUGCUUAAAGGGACACUAUAGUUACCAGAACUACUACAGCUUAUUGAAUUUGUUCUGGUGAGUAGAAUCAUUACCUUCAGGCUUUUUGCUGUAAGCACUGUCUUUUCAGUGAAAAUGCAUUGUUUACAUUACAGCCUAGUGAUAUCUUCACUGGCCACUCCUCAGAUUGCUGUUAGAGAUCCUUCCUAAAAUGCAUCUAUACAUUCAGUGUCUCCUACCUCUGCAUGCAGACACUGAACUUUCCUCAUAGAGAUUCAUUGAUUCAAUUCAUCUCUAUGUGGAAAUGCUGAUUGGCCAGGGUUUUGUUUGUCAGUCUGAGCCAAUCCUAUGGGGAAGCAUUGUGAUUGGAUCAGGCUACCACUUCUGCUGGCAGUAGUCAGCAGGCAGUGGGCAGGUCUAAUGGAAACGGGGACAAAAUAAGCAGCUGCAGACUUGAAUACAAGUAAGAUUUUACUUGAUUUAGGGAGGCAUGAGGGGACCAGGGUGGCUAAAUGGUGGUUUUAACCCUAUAGGGUCAGGAACACAUGUUUGUGUUCCUAACCCUAUAGACUCCUUUAAUACUAUAGGGUUCUGGUUCCUAAUAUUCCAUACCUCCUAUAUAAAUUAAAGUGUCUACGACAUCGGUAAAUACACACGCACUCUCUCUGACUACUUUGAGGUACACCUCAUUAUAUAAAUUAUAAAGGCAUGGUUGCAAGGUUUAAUUAUUUUCAAACAAACAGAGUUGGUUAGAUGUGUUCCUAGUUGAUUGUUGGUGUCACACAUGUUGGUUACAGUAUCUAAGUAGCCUGGAAUAUAAAAAGCUUCUAGUGCCUGAAUAAAGUGUGGGUUCCCAACCACUUAAAAUUAAUUACGUUCCCUAUUAAGGCCUGUUUACCCUGACAUUCACAGAUAAGAGUGGUAUAUUUAGAAUCGCCCUCAACUGUGACACCAUUGCGUCUGCGCUUAGUUCGGAUGUAGCGCUCAGUAACCAAAACUAGAAUUCGAAGUUCAAAGUGCUACAGCACGCUUGAGUGUACUCGUCCCGCCUUGAUUCAACAUCCAAUCUGGCUAUUAAUGCUGCAAGGUGCCAAAAAUGGUAAUUACUUCAGACUCCUAUUAAAGAUACAAACACACCGGCGUGCAUUAUUAAAUUGUGGAAUAUGAGUAUCAAAUAUCACUGGUCAUAGUCCUAUAGAUCCCUUUUAAGGUUUCUAAUGUCACAAUGGAAACAAAUAUUUCUUGUGCAAAAAGGCAAAAAAAAUGUUUUUCAAAAACCAAAUAGAUAUCCUUUCCUGUCAGAUGAUAGCAUCCCAAAAUGCCCUUAGAAACUCAUAGUGAACUAAAACUGUUAAUAUAGUAAAUAAUAUAUAUUAUGUAUUCAGGUACAAUGUAACUCAAUAUUUGCAUUAUAAAUAGUUACCCAAUGACCACACAUCUACUUAUGUUAUGACAGGUGAGUAAGUUAUUUAUAUCAUAGGAAUCCAUGUACAAAAAAAAAGAGCUUAUCGAAAAUAACGAACAUAUACUAAUACAAACAAGAUCCUUGUUAAACAUCACAUUAUAUAUAAAUAAACCUUAUGUAUUGUUUUCAAGUUUUGUAAUAACAUAUGACAGUGAUAUAUAAAUAUACGAUGUGUCAAAAUAUUUAGAGGCUACUAAAGAUGUUUUUAUAGAUACCCAUAUGAUCUAAAGUAUUCAAUGGAAAAACAUUAUGUAUAUACCAAAUGGGCACACCACUGAACAAUAUGAACAGUCAAUAAAUUCAAAGUGAAUUUGAGGCUGAAACGGGAAAGUUUUCAAGUCCGCUUUUUUCAUUUUGGACUGAAAUUUAAAAUUUAAUUUGACAGUUCACACUUCAGUGCAUAACCCAGUUAACCAAUCAGCAACGGUUUGCAGACGUGGGAUAUUCUAAAAGCAGUUUUCUUUUGCUGUGUUCAGCAGUUGGAGCAGAAAAUUAAAAAUUUUCAGUGAUUUUUAAUUUUUUAAUUUUACCAGCAAACAAAGAGGAAGUUGGAUGAAGCAAACAAGCGUCUAGAGUCCCUGUAUGACAAGCUAAGAGAGCAAACGGUAAGUGUUGUUUACCUCUCUGCUCUUUUUUUUUAAAAUUUUUUAAAUCUUCUAUCUGCUCAAUUUUAUUUGUACGCUUAUACUACCAGACUUGUUCAAAUCACAUCAUUCACUUAACCCUAAAUGUCUCUUUGCGCUAAAUGUUUAAUAGUCCAAUGCUAUACUACAGAGAAUUGGUGAAAAAAAAUAAUUACCGUAUUUUUCGCUCCAUAAGACGCACCUCACCAUAAGACGCACCUAGUUUUUAGAGGAGGAAACCCAGAAAAAAAAAUAUUCUGAACAAACUGUUCCAUAGUGUUUCUUACCAUGGGACAGUUUGUUCAGAAUAUUUUUUUUUCUCCCCUGUCCCAUAAUGAUCUUUAACCCCCCUUUCCUCUGUCCCAUAGUGAUUGUUAACCCCUCCUACCCUGUCCCAUAGUGAUUGUUAACCCCUCCUACCCUGUCCCAUAGUGAUUGUUAACCCCUCCUACCCUGUCCCAUAGUGUUCUUUAACCCCUCCUCCCCUUGUCCAUUAGUGUUCUGAUCCCAUAGUGUCCCCCCCUCCCCUUGUCCCAUAGUGUCUCCCCCCUCCCCUUGUCCCAUAGUGUCCCAUAGUGUCUCCCCUCCCCUUGUCCCAUAGUGUCUCCCCUCCCCUUGUCCCAUAGUGUCCCCCUCCCCUUGUCCCAUAGUGUCUCCCCCUCCCUUGUCCCAUAGUGUCUCUCCCCUCUUGUCCCAUAGUGUCUCCCCCCCUCCCAUAGUGUGUCCCCUCCCCUCCCUUGUCCCAUAGUGUCUCCACCUCCCUUUCUCCCAUUGUGUCUCCCCUCCCUUUCUCCCAUAGUGUCCCCCUCCCUUGUCCCAUAGUGUCUCCUCCUCCUUGUCCCAUAGUGUCCCCUCCUUGUCCCAUAGUGUCCCCUCCUUUUUCCCAUGGUGUCCCCUCCUUGUCCCAUGGUGUCUCCUCCCUCCUUGUCUCAGUGUCCCCCCCCUCCUUGUCCCUUGUCUCCCCUCCCUUUCUCCCAUAGUGUCCCCUCCCUUGUCCCAUAGUGUCUCCUCCUCCCCUUGUCUCAUGGUGUCCCCCCCCCUUGUCCCAUAGUGUCUCCCCCUUUCUCCCAUGGUGUCCCCCUCCCCUUGUCCCAUAGUGUCUCCCCUCCCUUGUCCCAUAGUGUCUCCCUUGUCCCAUAGUGUCUCUCCCCCCUCCCCUUGUCCCAUAGUGUCUCCUCCCCCUCCCCUUGUCCCAUAGUGUCUCCUCCCCUUGUCCCAUAGUGUCUCCCCCUACCCUUGUCCCAUAAUUACUUACCUGUCUUGGAGCGUGGGCCGGCAGCACAGCGCGCUCCGCGGUCCAGGAACUUCUAUUUCAGGUUCCGGUUUCCGGCGGGACUGAAAGGAAGUGUGCACACUGUGCACUUAUUUUCAGUCCCGCCGGAAACCGGAACCUGAAAUAGAAGUUCCUGGACCGCGGAGCGCGCUGUGCUGCCGGCCCACGCUCCAAGACAGGUAAGUAAUUCUUCACAUUCGCUCCAUAAGACGCACAGACAUUUCCCCUCACUUUUGAGGGGAAAAAAAGUGCGUCUUAUGGAGCGAAAAAUACGGUACCCUAGCAGUUUCAAAUAUCUUCCUUAUGGGUUCCCCCUCCUCCCAAAAAAAAAUUACAUGUAGUUAAUAUCUUAAUUUUGUGGGUAGUUUCUUAUGUUUUUUGCAACAUUGCCCUUUUUAAUCUUGCAGUGUUGCAUUUAAUGUUUGUCCAUUUUAUUUUCCACAAUAAUUCUGGCUCAAAAAUCACAAUUUCACUUUAAUAGCUACUAGAGUCUCUGUGACUGGUAAUGGCCUCUUCUCUGGGUGGUGGCUGAAGAUGUACUCCUCCUGUUGGUUUAAUUUGGAGAUCAGUCACCUGCUGCCUCAACCAGCAAUACAGAAGCUAUCAUAGAGACAUGUUCUGGCAUUUUUUUGGUGUGUGAUAAAAUUGAGUAUUACAGUUCCUUGUCUUAAACUGAUUCUUCUUAGGCUGAUGAAAUCAUGAGCAAGUGUAUAUAUUUAAAGAAAUAAUAUUCUUAUCACUUCCUGUACACUUUCUCCACACUAUGGCAGCUGCAUUGCAGAAAGAUCAAAUUACAUCAAAUAUUAGACUUUUCAGCUCUGCACUUACUAACUAGCUCAUUGUAUAAAUUAAACUGAACAAUUAAAGGAUACCAACUUGGUUUUUCACUCAUGCAGUUGAGAUGGAAUUUUAUUUUUACAUUUUGCUAGCAGUUUUGGCAGAAUUUUUUUUUUAAAAAUAAGUUUUUCUCCCACUUCUCAGUCAAAUCAUUGACAUAAACUUAAUGCCGAAGAAUUGAGACAAGGGAGAGCAGAAUAGACCGCCAUAAGAAGCUCUGUAAACACCCUAUAUUCUAGCUCUGGCUAGGGAGUAUCGGAAUGGACAUCACUCCGUUCACUGGGUAUGAGGCCAGUGUGUUGCCAUGAGUAAAUGUCACAGACAUACAUGAUGUAAUAAAUGUAAAAUAAUGAUAUGUCAUGUAUUUGGGGCCUAUCUUUCUAAUAUUACAUUUUAUGUACAGGUUCACUUUAAAGUGACACCACAACAUGGUAGGCAUGACAGAUUUAAUGACACAUUAAAAUAUGACACACUUUAAAAGUUCUAUGCCUCUGGGUUGAUGGAAUUUGAGACAGUUUCAAUGUGUUUCUCUGUCAGUAAAAUUGGAUUGAAAAGUACAUGAAUUUAAAUCAGCCUUGUUCUCCUAACCACCUAUUUUUUAUUUUCUUGUGUUUCAGCUCUCCCCUGCAAUAAUUGCAGGUCUGCACAACAUUGCCAGAAGUAUUGAGUCUCGGAACUACAUGGAAGGGCUAAAUAUCCACACCCACAUAGUCACAACCAGUAACUUUAGUGAAACAUCUGCCUUCAUGCCAGUACUCAAAGUUGUCCUUACCCAAGCCAAUAAGCUCGGAGUGUGAAAUCCUUUCUCCACAACCUAUUGCUCCACAACAAAAAUGCAACUCUGCACCUUGAGCAAGAAGACGGACCAAGGACUAGCAUGUUUUUAAACUUCCAGAAAUCCGUUCUGACUUUAAAUGCAACAUAAAACACCACAAAUUCCUGCAUUUACUCAUUUUUUUUUUAAUGUUGGGAAUUAUUUUUAUUUCUCGUAAUAGUAUUUUUUUUUUCUCCUCCAAAGAUCAUAUAACCUCAUGGAUUAUUUACAGCAUGUCAGAAUUACAGGGGCCAGUAACAUAUUUUACAAUACCUGCCGAUGUUCCUUUAGUUUUGGCUCACAUUUUAAAAAGGUAGUGGUUGCAGAGAUUAAGGCAACAUUGCCAAAAUGUGUCUCAUAGAAUAAAACAUGUGAUCCCAAUUUAAACAUCUGGUUUAUUUUCUUUGUUGUGCACUGGAAGGUAAUUACAGUGUUCAGGCCAUAUUUAAGACAGAAAAAAAACGUAUUGCUUUUUUACAUCCAAGCACAAGUUUAUUCUCUUUUAAAAGCAUAAUUCCUAUGCACUUGGAUAUAGAGAGGACAUUAUUUACCAUUGAAGGUGUAUCUAAGCAGUUUUAUAAGAAAAUGGUACAUUGUCAGAAUGUCUGGAACUUCUCUUACUGGAAAGUUACUAGAGGAGGGUAGGAAACCUUUGGCACUCCAGAUGUUGUGCAUCAAUUUACCCUGAUGCUAUGUCCGCAUUAUAACUGUAAGAGACUUAUUGAAGAUAAUCCACAACAUCUGGAGUGCCGAAGGUCGGACCACUAACCAAGUAAUCUGGAUUUCAUAACAGACACAAGGUGGGGUAAAUAUUAUACAUUUUAAAAUUUUGCUGAGAAAACCAAAAAGUGUUCAGCUGGAGGGCCACAUAGUUUCUAGCUUGAUCAAACAGGGAUUCUGAAUGUGUUACCACUUCUAAAACUACUGUCAAAAGGGAAUAAAGAUCCAUUAGGAUUAAUACUGAAAAUCAUGAUUUUCUUCAUUAUCAGUUCAUUUUUUUUAAUACAAAGUAGUUUUGCGGACAGAUUCUUAUAAUGUUAUUAUUUUUAUUUUUUUUUUUAACUGAAUUAAUCUUGCAAUAAUUUCACUUAUUGCUGGGAUCAAAAACCCAAGAAGGCUUUCUGUACCACACAUCAUGUAUAAACCUAUUAGGCAAAAGAUCCGUGCCCUUUCUCUCUUGCUCACCAUCAUUCCAACACACUUUCUUCUAUGUACUUUUCAUCUUUGCCAUGCAUAGGAAUAUUUUAGUCUGGUUCCAACUGCAGGACUGUAAAGCAAAGUGUGUGAUUUAAUUUCUUUUUAGCGUGAACGUUCACCUGCCUUGCAAACAUGAAUUGUCACAUAAUGUAGAUGAAUUAUUAAAUAAAAUAAAAAAAUACAUGCUGGUUUUCUUUGGGGUAUACUAGACAGUUACAAAUAAAAGUAAAACAAAAUCAAUGGAGUGUUCCUUUAAGACUGUGGAGUUUAUUCUUCACUUUCUGAAUUUUGAUCAGAUUCACAGAAUUGAUACAAAAUUACUGAAAUUGGGAUGCAUUUUAUACAGAUUUGCCUUUAAAAAAAUAUGGUGUCUGCUUUCAAAUCACUGAUUUGCAUAUGCAAAGCCUAUCUAAAAUAUAGGAUUCACAUAUUUAUUUGGAUUCACUCUAAAUCUAGUUGAAGCGAAAUUCACAAAAUAAAUUCACCAGUAGUUUGCUGGCAAAACUGUUUAAUCUGGACUAUCAGGUUACUGGCAACUUAACGGUAUCUGCAUUGAUGGUUGUGUUUCUCUGUCAUUAAAUAAAACAGUUUUGCAUACCAAG
Molecule: messenger RNA, 52767 nt
Organism: Pelobates cultripes (western spadefoot toad)
Lineage: Eukaryota; Metazoa; Chordata; Amphibia; Anura; Pelobatidae
Source: the annotation of a GenBank genome assembly